This is a messenger RNA of Podarcis lilfordi (Lilford's wall lizard), 49652 nucleotides long. The record is from the annotation of a GenBank genome assembly. NCBI's taxonomy places the organism in Eukaryota, Metazoa, Chordata, Lepidosauria, Squamata, Lacertidae.
UCACAACAGCAGACAAUAGCUCAUCCUGUUCUAAUGAUAGCAAAACAUUCUAUGAGAAGAAUUUCGUCUAAUCAACUGUUUUAAAGCCCCGAUUUUCUUUCACUAUAGAAGCUGUCGUUGUCAACCAGAAUUGCAUACAGUACUGAUUUGCCAUCUUAAAACUACAUAAACAUCCUACAGUUUUUUACCAGAAGAACUAGUGCACGGACUCCUACAUCUGCAUUCCUACAUCUGCGCUUGCUGACAUUUGCUUCCAAGUGAACAUCGUUUGGAUCGGGCUGUAUCAGUUUUACGUGCGGCUAAAUUGUUCAAAACGCUUCGAGGCUUGCAUAGCGCUGCUUCUGCUUAGAUCCGCUUGAUGGCAAUCCAUGGAGGAACUCAUCCGAACUACAACUCCUAUGAAACCCCGCGCUGUUGCACAAUCCGGGGCAGCGAGCGCAGGGCACCCCUGGAAGUUGUAGUUUCAUUGGCCGGAAGCCCAGUAGAAGAAAAGGGGAACUUUCCGCCAUCACCGGGACUACAAGCCCCAGCAUGCUUUGGGUAACCCGGGGCGGUAAUGGCGGCGGCAGCGCCUGCGCAUUGCGGUCUCCGUGCGGACCGCGCAGAGUGAAUAAUAAAGCUCUCCUCCUCGGUGGUAGCGGGCGGCGGCGGAGGGAGUGGAAGGCAGGAGCAUGUCGAAGGGCCCGGUAGCGACCGGGCCUCCCGCGACCGGGCCGGUGGCGCCCGCCAGCGCGCUCCAGGCGCAGCCCGAGAAGCCGCAGCACUACACGUACGUAGCGAGAACACCCGCAGCCGCCACUUACUGCUGCUGCGACCGCCGCCGCCGCACCCCUCCGCCCGGCACCCGCCCGCGCGCCACACACGCCUGACGUCAGCGGGCAGCGUGCGGCUCGCGCGCACGGAAGCCAACCGCCCGCCCGGAACCGGCUGGAACCGGUCGUGGCCGGCCUGGGCCGGUGGAAUUUCGCCUGAGUGGGAGGGGGCGGGGCGGGAGCUGACACCCCCCCGCCGCCGCGCGCUUUUCCGUUCCCGCGCGCGAGUGCGCGCGCAAGAACAACCCCACAUACAUAAUACACACACCCCACAAGCUGAGGCGCGCGAUACCCAUGAUGCGUUGCGGCUCGCGCACCCCAUGGCUCCUUUACUUUGACUUUAGGGGGCUAGUGGGUACCUCUUGUAAUCUUCCUCGACCCCCUUUCCCCAAAUCAUCUGUUUUGUACUUGGUAGUGUCUCUCUAUCUCGGCUCUGCCUUCUUCCGCUUAGUAAAACGGUAAACCGCUUUCCAUGCCGCCAAGUAGGACGGUUGUGAAGUCAAAUGUUGGAAAAACAAGUAGUUUAGUUUACUAUGUUUAUAUAUAAUCUUCGCCUUCUUUCUUUCUCAAGUACUAACCUCGUGUUAAUGGCCGUGGGCUUGUGGUAAACACAAAGGCAUCCUUUAUCUUAUUUCGAACUGUCUUUUCUAGAGUAAAGGGACCAUCCCAGAAAAUCUAAGCUGCUCUUUGCUAGAGCUUUGACUUUCUUUGCUGUUCUUCCUUGGCACUGGGUUAGUUUGUCUUUCUCUCAGGAGAUGCCUCGUUAACAUUUCAAGAAUAAGGGGAGCUGUGGUGUGUGUUCUGUGAAGUAAAGGAUGCCAAACCCAGGAGAAACGUUAUGUAGAGUAAAUUGCUAUAUUUCUAGGGGGGAAAUGGUAACAAAAGAGAGAGCAUAAAAUAGUGUUUUUUCCUCAGUCGCUGUAGUACAAAAUGCUUUGGUAGAAAAAUGUCAAAGGGAUACUGAGUUCUGAAAUAAAUGGCCUGCUAGUGUUCUGUGGCAAUUGUGUGAGGAAAGUAUUGUUUUCACUCCAUUCAGAAAUCCUGGUAAAUUCUCUUGUGACCUAAUUCUGUGAAUAACUGGCUAAGCAAAUGCAGGUAUUUUGGACCAGACAGUGAAUUAUGUGCCACUGGGGACAUCACCAACCUCUGUAACAUUGCACUGCAGGUGCAAAUCCACAAAGGAUGCUAGUACCUUGGCAUAGUGUUGUGGAACAGUGGUACUACGCUAGAAAACAGCCUCCAUUUUUGUAUGUGGUAUAAUGCAAAGCUAACAUAUGGCACAGAAUUGGCCAGAAAUGAAGUACAGUCAGGUUAGAACUGAGAAAGUGCAACCCUUCAUGUAUCUUAGGCUGCAAUCCUAUACAGUGGUACCUUGGUUUAAGAACACUCCUGUUUAAGAACGAUUCGGUUUACGAACUCCGCAAAACCGGAAGUAGUGUCCCGGUUUGCAAACUUUACCUUGGUCUAAGAACAGAAUCCAAAUGGUGGAAGGGCACCAGUGGCGGGAGGCCUCAUUAGGUAAAGCGCGCCUCGGUUUAAGAAUGGUUUCGGUUUAAGAACGGAAUUCCGGAACGGAUUAAGUUUGUAAACUGAGGUACCACUGUACCUACAUUCCUUGGAUUAAACCCAUUGAACUCAAUAGGGCAUACUUCUGAUUGGACAUGUGAAUUGUCUCAAGGAUGGAGAAGUGGAAUAAAAAUGUUGUAAAUCAAUAAAAUUCUUCAGAGCUAGUAAUACCGCUACAAGCGGUCACUGUGUUUUAACUGAUAACAAAUGUUAGUGCAGAGUUGUCUUACUUGUAACACAGAAGAGCCUGCUACUGUAGCUUGCUCCAGUAUACCUCCUCCAUGCAAAUGCUCAUUUAUUUAAUAAGUUUUGAAAUUAACGGCUUCCCAGCCAGAAUGUGGUACACUGCUUUAGGAGACAAAGUUGAACAAUAAAAUAAAUUGGAUACAUAACUGUUUUGCAAAAUUGCUUGGGUAUUCUGCUGGUCAAUUGGGACUCAACCAAUUUUAAUAUCAGGCCUAGUUUACAAGUAUGACUGUAACACACACACAAAAUCAAAUGGUGAAAUAAAUGAUACCAGGAAUACAGUUCAUAGGUGUGUUUUUUCAUUUUUGCCUUGUGGGUGCAUUUUGAUUAUUUUAAAGUUUGCUGAACUCAUCUGUGAGGUUUAAAAAUCAGUUUUCUUGUAAAAAUUUGCUCAGACAAAACUUGCUGGUAGACUUUGCAAAUUGAUGUUUCAAAUGCAGUCUAUUCUUUGCAUGAUCACACGUCUUUUACUAUAGUAAUCAGAGCUUAUGCUGAAGUAAGUGUGAGCUUACUUAGGAGUAAGUGGGGUUAAGAUUGCAGCCUUAGUGCAGCAAACACAUUUGUGUUCACAGAAUGUAAUGCUUGGCAUUCAUUUGCAUUCAUUUGCUUAUAUUUUUGGCAUUUAUUUGCUUUUUUUUUUGCAAUGAGAGAACCAUGUGUCUUCUGGUUCUGCUGACUGUAAUCUGCCCUUCUCUCAAAAAGUUACUAAAGUGUGCUGAAUGUACCGAAGUUAUUAAUAAGUUAACGUCUGCUUAUAAGUGUAAGGAAUUUCUUGCUGGACUGUCUCUUACAUGCAUAUUUAUGAAGUAAUUAGUAAUAUGUGUAUUUAAUAGUGUGUUAUGACUUCAUCUACUGUGAGGAAUUAAACAGUUGUCUUUGCAAAGUGAAAACUUUGAUAACUGAGAUAAUCGUUACUAUACAAGUUGCUGAUGACUGUAGAUAUCUCCCUGAAGAAAUGUUAUUGUUGCUUGAAUCUGCCUUCCCCAGAAAAAAAACUGACAGCCACUUUUCACCAGCGUUAGAAACUGAGAUAUGAAAGCUAGGAGCUAAAUGGCACCUUAAACCUAGGUUAUAGGUGCAACAAUGGAAUAUCUAGGCACACUUUUUAAUAACAAGAAUUGUUGUUGUUUAGUUGUGUCCAACUCUUCGUGACCCCAUGGUCCAGAGCAUGCCAGGCACUCCUGUCUUCCACUGCCUCACGUAGUUUGGUCAAAUUCAUGCUGGCAGCUUCGAGAACACUGUCCAACCAUCUCAUCCUCUGUCGUCCCCUUCUCCUUGUGCCCUCAGUCUUUCCCAACAUCAGGGUCUUAUAACAAGAAUACAAAGCUGAAAAUUAAUGAACUACAGCUAAAAUAUUAUGUUCAUUUUUCAUAUGAUCUAGUCCUUCCCCUGCCUACCCCCCUAAUAUUCUUAAGAGGGUCUCUUCUCUAGUCUUCAGAGAGUAGCUGGAAGUAAAAGGUAAAGGGACCCCUGACCAUUAGGUCCGGUUGCGGAUGACUCUGGGGUUGCGGCGCUCAUCUUGCUUUACUGGCCGAGGGAGCCGGCGUACAGCUUCCGGGUCAUGUGGCUAGCAUGACUAAGCCGCUUCUGGCGAACCAGAGCAGCACCCGGAAACGCUGUUUACCUUCCCGCCGGAAUAGUACCUAUUUAUCUACUUGCACUUGAUGUGCUUUCAAACUGCUAGGUGGGCAGGAGCAGAGACCGAACAACGGGAGCUCACCCCAUUGUAGGGAUUCGAACUGCCAACCUUCUGAUCGGCAAGCCCUAGGCUCUGUAGGGAGGCAGAAAAAGGUCUUCCUUUCCUUCCACUCUACAGUUUUAAUCUGAAAUCUUAGGCACAGUACUGUGCUCAGAGCUCAGAAACUGCUCACGCUAAUGAAAUUCCGUGUCACAAAAUGUGCAUAGAACAAUGAGAGUUUUGAACACUGCUUUCCACAUUAUAUUAGGGACACUUAAAUAUGAUCAGUUAUCAUUUUUAUGUCUAAUUGUCUCAUAAUGAAACAUGGUUAAGAUGACUGAGUUCAGACAUGCUGAUCCACUUCUGGAGCCACAACAUACCUGUAUCUUCUUUAGAGGUAGAUACAUAUUUUCUUAAGCCUUCGAGAUUUUAAAGUUUAGGGGGGAUUUUAAUCUUGGAAAUUAGAAACAAGUAAAUUUCCAAUUUUGAUAAUUGGAUAAAGCACAAUAACAACCCAGAGAGAGAGAGUUCUUGUGUCCUUAACCAGCUGUACACCUUAUACUGGUUAAAGUAGUUGGGCUUGAAACGGUAGCAACAUUUUCUCUCUUUUAUAAGAUGUUGGAAUAUAUUGAGAAUGGCAGGAAUAUAAUUAUGAAGGGGUUGUUGCUGGAAUGUAAAAGUAGUUUUUGUAUGCCAUUUAAAAAACACAAAUCUAGAAAUUGUGGCUGUGUGAGAAAGAUAAAAUGUUUAGGCAUUGGGCUGUUUGGAAUACAAAGCUAAACCAUGGUUUUGGUGUUACUUAAACAAGCCUAAAGACUGCUCUCGUGCCCCUGGCACACAUGAUCCCACCUUCCCUUGCAUGCCACAACACUUCCUUCCUGAUUUUAAGCAAAUCAUAGUUCAUCUCCCCCCUCCCCCCCAAUAAUUGUUUUUGGCAAACUAUGGUUUGUGCUUGUGUGUGUCCCAGUUCUGUUAUGUAGAAGUAAGUUUGCACUGGUGCAUUGUCACCAAGGCUAUGUAUACUUCGCAGAACUUAUAUUAUUAUUUUAAAAUGUGUAGAAAGGAAACCUAAAUCCUGUGUCGACUAAAGCUGGUUUUAUUUUUAUUUGGAACAGUUUUGCCAUUUUAUGCUCUCAUAAAAUUCAUUAGACUUCUAAUUGUGGAGAGGAGCAAGAAGCUAUGCAAGGUACUUAUCUCUAGACCACUAGAAAAUCUGUUUAACCUCUUGUCAGUUAGGCUGUUGGCUUGUUUCUCUCCAAAUAAUCAAGGGUUUUAAACCACAAUUAAGUUUCAACUAUGGUUUAAAGAAGUGGUUCCCAAACUUUUUCGAGCCACCGUCCCCUUGGUUGCAUAAAAUCAACUCUAGGGCUUCCUACCUUACCCUUCUGUAUAAAAAGCAUUACUGUACAGUCAUACCUCGGGUUACAGAUGCUUCAGGUUGCGUUUUUUCGGGUUACGGACCGCCGAAACCCGGAAGUACCAGAACGGGUUACUUCUGGGUUUUGGCGGUCGCGCAUGUGCAGAAGCGCCAAAUCACAACCUGCGCAGUCGCGCCGCUGCGGGUUGUGAACGUGCAUCCCGCAUGGAUCACGUUUGCAACCCGAGCGUCCACUGUAUUCAGAAUAGUGGUUUGCACAAGCCACUAAGGAGUACAAUAACACAAAAAAAUCAAAACAAUAACCAUUAAUUGCAUAUUCACUGAAAAUGCAAUGAAAAAUAUUUCGUUUAAGUAGUGAUGAACUUGAUCCAGUGACACCAGUUUUUCGAAGUCAUAUAGUUAUUUACAUCUCCAGCACCUCACUGCUGCCCCCGUGCCUCUAAGCUCCCCUCCCAGGUAAUCCCACCCACCCCAGAGGGCUGUACUGCACACUAUGGGAGCCACUGGUUUAAAGUCAUGUGUGAACAAGGCAAGAAAGUGAGUGAAAUCAUAGAAUCAUAAUACACUCCUGAAUUUGCCUUCCUUUUUUGUAACACCACAGAUUUGCAAUAAAGUUAUAAACAAAGGCGUGUCUGCUUGAGGUGAUUUAACCCCAAGAGUUCAAUCAAUGAGUAUGACAUAUUAAUUCUAUCAGUCAACCAUUAGCUCUUCCACUUGCAAUCUGCAGAGCAGUUAUUAAAAGGGAAAGCCUGAAUAAGAGACAGUAAGAGUUUAUAAGAUGAGAACUAUAAGGAGUAAUAAGUGUGAAAAGCAGUGAGAUUUCCAUGUGAACAAAGCUCAUUGUGCUGAACAAGCUGAAGAUCAAAUGUAGUUAUUGGCAUGGUAUGUUUGUCUCCUUUCAUAGUAAAAUGAUCAUGUGAAAUAUUUGCUUGAGUAUUCCCAUGCAAAACACUUAACUAGUGGUCUAUUUUUAUAAGGAAAUAGAACAGUGUUGGUGUUAAAAGGAUUUCAGUGAGAUUUCUAAGUAAUGCUUUUUUGGAAUUUUGCAUCUUGAUCUUGGCAACAUGUUUCCUUCUAGCCAGGGGACUAUUAACACAGAACUCAUGACUACCUACAGCAGACUGAUUCAGGCAUAGUUUCUGUACCAAACUGAGCAAAACUUACUCCAUUGCUGGAUGUGGUUUUACUUUUGCAAUGUAGCAGCCUGUUUUUACACAUGGUCGAGCUGAUUAACUUGCUGAUUAAUAGGGAAACCUGUUUGGGGCAGUUACCUGAAAAUUCUGUUGAUUUUAGCAAUUAAUUUUUUUCCCCUCAGAGAAGCAUUUUUGGUUUCAUUUUCAGUCAAGGUACUUUGGCUUAACUCUGUUAUGAAUCUGUCACACUAGGGCUGCAGUAUCUAAUUAAGUCAAUGUGAUUAUUCAGGAGUUGGCUGCAGGCUACAAGCUUUAUACUAAGACAAAAUAGCUCACAUACUUCCCUGUUCCUGGAGUUGAGGUGGCACCUGGAAUCUGUUUACAGAGUUUUGGCUGUAGCAUUGGGAAGCAUUCUUCAGUAUUCUGCUGGAAAUAGAUAUAAGGAUAUGCUUAUUUUGAAUUGCAAUUUUAUAAUUGCACUAAGAAUACGUAGUUCUUGAAAUGUUUUAUUGGCUCUCAAGACCCCAGAAACAUAGUCAUAUGAAACAUUUUACAAUUUUGCGCUCUGUGUUUUGGGGUGGGUGUGUGUGGGUGUGUUUUCCCAGAGUUGGGUGGGGAUAGAGAAUCAAGAAAUGUUACAAAAUAACAGAAUGUCAUGGCAGUUGUUACAUAUGACAGCAGUUAGAUGAGAGCUUUAUACAUUUGUGGCAUUGUGUGAACAUCUUACUGAAUGUUUUCAUCUUCUGUUUAGCUACUUUCCUUAAUUUUUGUAAAUGAGUUAUUUAAGGGACUAAUCAGUGUCAUUAUUAAUGCCAAUACUUCCCCUUCCCCCCCAACAACACCCAGAAGUAGAGUCACUGAGAGUUUGAUUGCAGUUUGACAUGUUCCUGAAGUGAAGAUGUUAUAGUGCAAGGCAAUACCAGUGAGUUCCACAUGAUUUGAAAGUUAAACCCAAGAAUCAUUGGAUUUUCACCUGUGUGUGGAAAUUAUACCUUGGAAUAUGUUAGACUGAAGCAAAAUAAGCAUUUCUUAUGACCAAUUGACAAAGCUGUAUUCAAAGGAAGUGAAAGCAAGUGAUCAGCACAUUCAAAAGCAGUCACAUUGAAAAUGAUCCACUUGGAUUUAUUCACUUGGAUGCAAGCAGCAUUGACACCUAGUGCAUAUUUAAAUGCAUUCUGCAUUCAGGACACCACAGAUGAAAAAGCCCUCUCCUGUGUUGACAUCUGCCUCAUCUCUCCUAGUGGGGCACUCUACAGAGGGCAGUGGAGUAGAAACAUCUUAACAGUCAGACACAUUAUUUCAGGAGUAGGGUGCCCUUAAGGUACCUGAGUUCUGUCAGGGAACUGCCAUCAGUGCCGGAGGGAGAGAGCAAAAGCCAGAGGGAUUCCAGAGAGCGUCCAGGGAUCGGGAGGAGCAGCCCAUCUUCUGGUGAAGAGAAUCAGCGUAGCACCAGUGGAGAAGCGGGGCAGAUGGGGGAAGCGGCGAGGCGGUCCCAUGACUCCUUGCCUGGGACCAGCGGGGAAAGUAGGGGUCCUCCGCUGCCCACGCCCUCCUUGCACAGAAGGCUUUUGCGCAGAGAGAGUAGGAGGAGACUAGGCGUCAAAGAGCUUCUUUGCUGGAAGAAGUUUAAGAAACGCCCACUGACGGAUUCUGCCAGCGAUUGAGUCAGCCACGGGUGAGUGGCUGUCCGGACAGAAAAGGUUCACUUAGGCAACCCAGCCAGGUGUUUGCACCCCGCCGGGGAGAUAAGCACCGGCUUACGCAUGAGCAACCCCUAGAACCAUUACAGCAAUCCGUCAGUCCCUGACGUUGCUUGUGCGCAGCCCCGGAGAGGUAGCACGAUGAGCCAAACAGGGCCGGCUGGAGAGACAGAGCAAGAAGCCAUGGUGCGAGGUCUGGUCGAGAGGAACCGAGACCUGGAGGUGCAUGUCGCUACCCUGUCAACGCGGCUGGAGGAGAGGCGGGCUCAGGAUGCACAGGUCAGAGACACCCCGAUAGCGAGGAAGGUCCCGGGGCUGGUAAACAAGUUUGGUGGAAAGCCCCAAGACUACAAUGCUUUCCGAACGGAAAUUCAAUACGCUUUGGAAUUGCAGAAAAAUGACUUUGCCGAUGACGGGGAGAGGAUGGCUUACAUUGUUGGACAUCUGCAGGCUGGGGCGGGGGAAUGGAUCAGGCCCUUAAUGGCAACGGGGAAUGAUGCAUUGAAAGAUCUUAAGAAAUUCUACCAGGCAAUGGACGCAAUGUUCUCCAGCGAGGUUGAGCAAAGCGUGACACGGAGGGAGCUGAUGGAGUGCAAGCAGGGGAGCCUGUCCGUCAGAAACUACUGGUCGCGUUUUGCGAUGUUAGUCCACAAGCUCAGGUGGGAUCUGGACUCUGAACCAGUACAAAUGCUGUUUGAAGCGGGUUUGGACCCCGAAGUGAAAGACGAGCUGUCCAGAGCGCCCCGCCCGCGGCCGAUGGAUGAACUCACAAAGACUGUGCUUGUGAUCGGUGUACGCCAGGAAGCGCGGGCUCAGGAGAAGCGGGAGAUAAGGGCGGGAACGUUUCCAUGGCAACAGCAUUCCUGAGAUGCCGAGGGAGCGUUCCCAGGCGGCGGAGCUGAUGGAAAUUGAUGGAGCGCGCGUGCGCGAAGUUUCAAACGCUAGUGAAGGCCGGAAAAGGGAGGGGAAGGAGUUGAAAACUACCAAGAAGUGUUUCCUCUGUCAGCGGCCAGGACAUUUUGCAAAGGUCUGUCCUCAAUGGAAAGCCUGGCAAGGCAUGAUGGGGGCUGCAGGCCACGACGAGAAGGGGGAGGAAGGGCCAGUGCAGGGAAACGACAAAGCCUGGCUGCCAACCAGCAGGGGCAGCAGCCAGGCCAGCAACCAAUAGAAGUGCCCCAGCCUGACCCUCCCAAGGCAGCUAUAGCCAUAGAAGUGGUGCUAGAACUCCCAAAUGGGCACCCAGUCAAAGUGGAGGGGCUGCUGGAUUCUGGCAGCUCGUGUAAUUUCUUCAGCAGAGACUUGCUCUGGAGCACCAGCUCCACCUGUUGCCACUAGAUUUUCCCUUGCAGGUGACCACCAUCGAUGGCAGGGAACUACUGGGAGGGGAAGUGACACACCAGACCCCGCCAAUGCGGAUGACUGUUUCCAGGCACCCGGAAACCAUUGCCUUUCACGUGGCCACGCUGACAGGACCCCCAAUAAUACUGGGAAUGAGCUGGCUGGCAACACAUGACCCAGUGGUGUCAUGGCAUCAGCGGUCGCUCACCUUUGGGUCAGCUUACUGCUUAGAACACUGUCUGGGAGGGAAGGAACCAAGAAUGACUGUGGCCAGGGUGGCUGGGGUGGCCCUGGAGGGAAAAGGGCAGGUGCCACCACAAUAUGCUGAUUUGAAGGAGGUCUUCAGCGAAAGGGAGGCAGACAGACUGCCCCCCCCACAGGCCAUUUGACUGCCAAAUCAACCUGCUUCCAGGGGCUCAGUUACCAGUGGGUAAGUGGGUAUGCCAUGUCCGACCGGGAGAUGCAGGAGUUGCGGCAGUUUAUUGACAAGAACCUGAAGAGAGGUUUCAUAAGGGAAUCCAAGGCGGUGGGGGGCAGACCAGUGGACAAAAAAGAGACUAAUCAGCCCAGAUUAGUCGUGGAUUACAGGGCCGUAAACCUGGUGUCAGAACCCGUGACUUUCCCAAUGCCCAGGAUUGACGAUAUUUUGACACGUGUGAGGCAGGGGAAGAUUUUUACCAAGCUGGACCUCAGGGGGGCAUACAAUCUGAUUAGGAUAAGGGAGGGGGACGAAUGGAAAACGACCAUGUUCACCCCCCUGGGGGCUUUUGAGUACUUAAUCAUGCCAUUUGGAUUACAAUCGGGGUCCGCCUGCUUUCAAGCCUACAUGCACCAUGUGUUGGGGCCCCUGCUGUACAAGAAUUGCGUAGCCUUUUUGGAUGACGUCUUAAUCUAUUCGGACAAUGAAACGCAACACGUCAGAGACGUCAGGGAGGUGCUACAGAAAUUGAAGAAGCAUCAGUUGUGGGUCAAGCUGGAAAAAUGCCAAUUCCACGCCAGGGAGGUCGAGUUCCUGGGGUACAGGUUGUCAGACAAACAACUGGCCAUGGAUCCAGGCAAGGUGAAGGCAGUGCUGGAAUGGAAGGCCCCCAAAAACAGAAAGGAUGUGCAGAGGUUCCUAGGCUUCAGCAACUUCUACAGGAAGUUCAUAAAGAACUUUGCUCACUUGACAGCACCCAUAACGGAUUGUCUUAGUAGCAAAAAGAAGUUUGCAUGGACAGAGGAUGCGCAACAAUCCUUUGAAAAACUGAAGAAGGCGUUCGCCUCGGAAGAGCAGCUCCUGCACGUGGAUCCGGAGAAGCCCAUGAGACUGGAGACAGAUGCGUCCGAUCGCGCGAUUGGAGCGGUACUUUUGCAACCCGGGUCCAAGGAGAACUGGAGACCGUGUGCCUUUUUCUCUAGGAAACUGAGCAAGUCGGAGCAAAACUACACGGUGUAUGACCGAGAACUGCUUGCGAUCUAUGCGGCAUUCCGGCAAUGGAGACAUCUCUUGAUAGGGGCGCGGCACAAGAUCCAGGUCCGAACUGACCACAAGAACUUGGAAUACUGGCGGACCGCGCGAGUGCUCAACCAGAGACAGAUCAGAUGGUCCCAGGAGUUCGCCAAGUUUUUCUUCGAGAUACGAUACGUGCCGGGAGGGGAAAACGUAAGGGCAGAUGCACUCUCCAGGAAACCGGAGUACAUGGAAGGAGAGGGGCCACCAGAGACCAGGCACGUGUUCCCCGAGGACUGGUGUGGGGGGGGGGAGCAUUGGUUGGGAAACGAGAAAUGGCAGGGCUCACCAGAGUUGGUCCAACAACUGCCAAGGACACCAGAUUGGGGAAGACUGUGUAAAGAAUGCUGAGCUAGAUGAAUGUAUUUUUUGACUCUGUAUAAGGUAGUUUUCUAUUGCUGCUGGUUAUGAGUCUCAUGCUCACACAAAUGAACAAACAACUUGUUUCAUAUUUGAUGCAGGAAUGCCUUAUUAAAGAAGAAAGAAAGUAAGCUGUGGUGCUUAGCCUAAAAAUCUAUAGUCUCUUGCUUAUAACAAAGAUUUUUAGGUAUCUGGUGGAAAGAGGAUUUGGGAGAACAAUUAGCUUUCUGAAAUGUAAUGCUUUCUGUCUACCAGCCUGACUUUCUUAGCAGCUGUACAUAUCCAGGCAUUCCAAAAUUCCAUUUUGCAACAUCUAGCAUGCUUUGGUAAGCAUUGUGGGUCCCAUCUGCUUCCAUUGUCUAUCAGCUACUGUUCAUUCUAGAUAUCUCACCAUGAGGUUUUAGCAGAUCCUAUUUGCUACUCCAUGCAUACGGUAUGGUUUAUUGUCUUAGCUAGCUAGUAAUCUUUGACAUUUGGGCAGUUGAUUCUGCUUUACAGAGCAGGUGAAAGUUUUUGAUAAAAUUAAAUUUGGCCAAGGUGUUGAUUCUUAAGCAUCAGCAGCUACAAGCCAAACUUCGGAAGAGUUGGCCAGCACUGGCAUUUCCACUUAACUGAGACACUGGAUCAUCAAAUAUGCACAAGCAGAUGGUUAGCCUCAUGUUAAUUACAGAACACAUUUGAGCCAAAUUCAGACAGAUAUUCGUGGUGAUUUGCAUAUGCAGACUUAAGAUUCCUUUUUCCAAUGGAAAAGCCCUUGAAUGAAUGACUUAUGCAGCCUACUGGAUAUUUCUGAUAAGGCCAUCAGUUCAGAACCAAUUAACACUUGGAAUAACUUCCUAUCACAGGGUUCUAGGCAGCAUUUUCUAUUUUAUUGAGAUAAGCAGAGGAGUACAACAUGUGACUUUGCAAUUGCUGUAGGUAGGUAUGUGUAAUGUAAAUUAACAAUUGGUUCUGUUAAACUUUUAUUUCUCUGGACAAAAGUAUCGUAUACAAAAAAGCACAUUUACUUAAACUCUACUUUCAGCUGCCCUUAUUUAUGAUCCUGCAAAUGUUCCCUAUAUAAGUAAUCUUACCUAUAGGUGAGUGUUCUUGGAGCAGUCUGUGCUAUCAAAGGAAGCUGUGGCCUGGAGGUUCUUACUUUUUAUGUCUCCAAAUGCCUAAAUCAGUUGUUCCAAAUUGCCGAUUUACUUAAAGGAUGAGUCCUGGGCUAUGUGUCCUGCUCUCAUUUGACUAGAGAGAGGCUGUUUGGAUGACCUUAAUUUUCUGAGGGUCCAUUGUGGGUUAUGUUCCUGAUUUUCAAAGCUGGAGAAACAGUUAUUGAACUGAGGCAACAGAGAGUUUUUGUAGCCUGUGAGUGACUAAUUUAGCAACUAAGGGAAAAUAAAAGAAUAAAAAAAUGUGGUGCUGUUCUAUAAAUGGAAUUCUUACAUACAUUUAAAAAUAGAGCUUCUUUGGGUUGCUUUUGAGGAAGUAGCAUAAUUGCAGAAUAGUGUGCCUCUCCUACUUGGUUAAGUUGCUGACGUAUUAAUGUAGUAUCAGAAAGAAGUUGUAUAGCUGUUCAGGAAAAAGGUCCUGUCAUGAUUAAGACAAUAUGCAGUGCUUUAAAACCAUAUGAACCUGAGAGGAAUUGCUGCUGGUUGGCUUGUACCUGCCACUUCUACUUGCUUGAUGCAUUGAGUAAAUAUAUGUUGAAAUUGGGCUAGCUAGUUCAGUUUGAGGUUAUCCACAGUAAAACCUAGGAACUGAUUACGUUCUCUGAAGUGGAAAUGUUAGGAUGUAUGUUGGGGUAGAAACAAUGUACUUAUUUCCUUAGGAUCCUGACUCUGUGUGAUCCUGAUUGUAUUUUUGUGAUAACAGCGGCAUGGUCUGAGAUAUUAAGAAGACAGAUCUCCAAGUUGUGGACCUAAGAUUUUCUGUGAUUAAGAAAUAAUCCAUUCUGGAGUAAUUUUUUGACUUUGCAUGCUCUCACUCAAUCCAAGACUCAUUAUGUGAACAGCCCUCUCUCAUGCAAGGAAGCCUUUGGGACACAUGUCUGAUAACUACUUAGUAUGUGGCUUAACUACUUGGUUUGUGGAAGGAAACUCUAUUUUUGAGCCUGUGCUCAUGUAGUAAAAUGGAUAUGUGGGCAUUCUUUACACAUGAUGGUGUAUAUUUGUACAAUAUUUGUGUACUCCUUUUCUGCUGUAAUAUUUCUCAAAGCAGUUCCCAAUAAUAGAACUGGAUUUAUAGACAGGUCAUGCUGCCUUGGCAAUUCCGAAUUGCAGGUGCUGUCAAUGGGAUCAUGUGAUUCCUUGUUCUGCCCCUCUCAAAGGUGGUGGUGACAAAGAGAGGUCCUAGUAGCAGAUGCUUUUCAGAGUCCUAGACUGAUACCUUUUGAGAGAGGAGACCACACACAUGUGCAUGCCUUGUAGUGUUCACCUCACCGUUCAUUGUAUUUUGUGGAGUAUCUAGAAUUCUGAAGUUGUGUGGCAGACCCUUUUUUUUUAAAAAGUAUUUUUAUUAAAGAUUUCUUGGUUUACAAAAGUAUGUGCAAUGUCUCUUUUUUCAAGUUACAUUUUCUUGAUCAGUUUCAUUUGUUGAGACAUUAGUGUUACAUUAGGAAGAAAAGGGGGAAAGAGGUGGAGGGGGAAUGGUGAGUGGGGUUGGGGUUGGGUGGCAAUGUUUCUAUUUUACUUAAUGUGUGUGGGGGGUUGUGUCAGCGUCACUUGUGCAGGUUCUCUUUGCUAUUUGCUUGUGUUCCUUUAGUGGUGAGAGAGGUUGGGGUUGGCCUAGAGUGUGAUUGUUUAUUUGUGAUUGGCUGUGGUGAACUUUGUUUUCAUGUGUGAGUGGGGUGGGUGGAUGUUUUGGAUCAGCUUAGCCAAAUUGAUUCAUAUGCUGUUGGUGGAUUCUUGUCGUUGUCUUGUUGGGCUGUGUAUGUGAUAAAGGGGAGCCAUACCGGGGUGAAGGCGUCAUCUUCUAUUUGUCCCCAUAUCAGUUUCAGUUUAUUGGUUAAUUUUUCUAGUAAGGCUGUUUCCCAUGCUAUUUGGUACCAUUGGUCCAUGUUUACUCCUGACAUGACUCUCCAGUGUCUGGUUAUGAUGUUUCUGGCUGCUGAGAGUAGGUGGGUUAUGAGUUCUUUGUGAUGUGUGGGCAUUAUUGUCUUGGAAGAGGCAGACCCUUUCUUCAUACCCUGCUUGAAACUUAACUUCAAUUCUGGGCGACAAUACAGGAUUUAUUCAGGUUUCUGAGCCCUGUUGGCUGGCUGGCUGUUUUUAUAAAAAAAAUUGUUUGCAUUAUUUGGAAGAAGUUGCUAAUGAAAGAAUUCUGUGUUUGCAAAAAGGCUGGCAUGUAGCUCAGUAUAAUGUGUGGCAUAGUGCGUCCUAGCAGCUGUUGCACCAUAAACUUAAAUAUGCUUACCCAUUGAAGGCCCAGGGGUAUUCUGUAUGCUUUUAUCGGCAUAGAGUUGAUACCUUUAGGGGUCAUGCUAAAAUAAAAUUAUUUAUCGUCAAUAGUGAAUGUUUAAUAAUGCAAUUUCUGGUACAGACCCAAACAUUCAAGAAGAAAUCUGCUGCCUUGUUCUCAGCAAAUUUCUCCAGCUGUAGCUGAAGUACCAUUGGUUCUGACAGUAAUCUUUUAGUGCUAGUAAUCACACACUCCACGCUAACAGUUUUUAUAGUAAUAGCCAGUGCUUGAGAAUCCAAAAGUAAUAAUUCAACUGAAAUAGUGUGAAAUGGAUUAGAUGCUGUCAAUUAUUUCAUGUGAAUAAUUUCAGGCAUUCAUUCGGCAGUGAAGGAAUGUCUGCUUAAGGGGUUUGAGGGUUUCUGUUUGUGUGUUCCUUUGUUUUGUAACUGACCCAGUAUUUUCUUAGGAGAGUUCAAGUACAUUUACCUAUACAAGCACAUGUGUAUGCAUGUGCUCGCAUAAGAAUUGGAUAGGACUGUAUCUAAAAAUACUGUCAUCUUAUUUAAUAUUUAACCAGUUUUCUAAACGUGCAGGCAGCCCUUUUCCCAAUAGGAUAGAAAAUGAAACUGAACUGAUUGUGGUGGCUACGUUUUUAGUGUUUUCUUCUGUAAUCCAAGUUUUAAAGAAAUGGCUUUGGUUACAUUUAUCUCAGUGCCUUAGAUAAAUCAGCAGCUUCUAUAUUUCAGUUUUUUAUGGUAAGUUGUUUUGGAAGUUGAAUGGAACCUUUUCCGGAAGUCCGUUCAACUUCCAAAACGUUCGGAAACCAAAGCGUGGCUUCUGAUUAGCUGCAGGAAGCUGCUGCAGCCAAUCGGAGGUAGCGGAAGCCCUGUCAGACGUUUGGGUUCCAAAGAACAUUCGCAAACCGGAGCACUCACUUCUGGGUUUGCAGCGCUUGGGAGCCAAAAUGUCCAAGUACUAAGGCAUUUGGGAUCCAAGCUACGACUGUAUAGCCAGGAAGGUGGCAUACAUACAGUGUGCUGUGCAUCAGGGGAAUAACAAAGUUAUGACAAGGGUGAUUAUACUUAAAGGUUUGCUUCCCCACACAGUCAUUUAGCAGGGGCAAAACUGAACUUUAUUUCGCCUGGGUCAAAGACCCAGUUUGGCACCCCAUGCACAUUUGCAUGCGUACACACACAGGUUGGGAGCCUCGAUGGUGCUUCUCUGGAGGCUUCAGCUGGGGCAAAAAACCUGGCUAGCCCCCCCCUCCCCCGGUAGCUAUGGCUCUGUCUUAAAUUGGGUCCAAUUAGUACACUUUCUUGUUCUCCAUCAACUCCCAUUUUCUCCUUGUGGCCUCUCAUUUUGAGUUAUAGCAGAUCCAUCCAAUACCAGUGUGGUGUGUUCAGGUCCAGUGCCACUGUGAUAACAGCAAGAGGAGUGUUAAAAUUUCUAAAGAAACACCAAAGUUCAAAAAGCUUGUAUUCUGCUCCCCCCGCCCCUUACUCACACACAUGCAUCUUUGGAUUCAAGCCAUAGUGAGUUCAGGCUGCAGGAGAGGGGCUUUUUGCUGGUGCCACCCAGGCUUUGGAACACCCUCCUGAAGUAAGUAAGACUGGUGCUAACACAAUCCUCAUCCCAGGGAGACUAUUGAACUCCUGAAUCCCUGCGUUGAGGCUGUUUGGAACAACCGAGGGGGAACAAGAUGAACCUUAAUCCGGAUAAGACAGAGGUCCUGUGGAAGGAAAAACAUACACUUUUGUAUGGAAAUUUGUAACUGAUUCUAGAAGGGGUUGCACUUCACCUGAACGAUCAAGUUCACAUUUUGUGAAUACUGCUAGAAUCCAUGCUAAAUGGGGAUGAUGAGGUGGCAGCCGUGGCUAGGGGUGCUUUUUCCAGUUUUGGCUGGUUUGUUAGCUGAAACUCUACCUGGAGAGAAUGGAUGUUGCCUCAGUUAUCUAUGCACAAGUGAGUAUCUAGGCUGGACAACUGCAAUGUACAUGAGGCUGCUUUUAAAAGUGGUUAAGAACCUUCAACUGGAACAAAUAAAAGUUGGUUGGGGCUGGGUGGUUAAAGCGCUUUACGCCUACAUUAUACCAUCUGCACUGUCCCAAUGUGUUUCUGAACCCAAAUUAAAGUGCUGGUGAUAAUCUUAAAAUCCCUAAUCAGUUUGGGACUGGGUUACCUACAGGACUGUGCAUGGGAUGGAACCUCUGAAUCUACCUUGUGGGCUCUGCUCAGGCUAGUUUCUUUCUUUUUACAGAUACCUGAAGGAAUUCCGCACAGAGCAGUGCCCACUCUUUGUACAGCACAAGUGUACUCAGCAUAGGCCCUAUACAUGCUUCCACUGGCACUUUGUCAACCAGCGUCGCCGCCGGUCUAUCCGCCGUCGGGAUGGCACCUUUAACUACAGUCCUGACAUUUACUGCACCAAAUACGAUGAGACCACAGGGAUCUGUCCAGAAGGAGAUGAGUAAGUUACUCAAGGCUGCAUCUAACUUGACCAGAUGGAGGUUCCAGCCUGCACUUUCAGAGAGGAGAGACUUCAACAAUUCAGCUUUUUAAAAAUCAUGCAGAAGAACCCAUGAAGAAAUGUGGAAACGCUGCAGUGGAAACUUGAACAAAAAAUUAAUUAUGAUUGCACCACACCUGUAUAUCCCCCCCCCCCCCCAAAUGAAGGCUGUAAUUCAAAGGUUUUUUUGCUCUGGAAUAAUCCUAGAGAAAUUAGUGAGGUUUAUUUUAAAAUUAAUGGCCUGAGGAUCGUUUCCUCGUUUUAUAUCCUUAUUUUACAAAGGAUACAAAUGGGGAAAAAGUGCUGGAUUUGACAACCGUGAGGACUAAAAAGAAUUUCUUGUUGGGCAGCAUGUUUCAGCCUUUGAGUUUCUACGAGCUCUCUUUUCCCCCCCUCCCCUGUAGGUGUCCAUUCCUGCAUAGAACUACUGGUGACACAGAACGUAGAUAUCACCUGCGCUACUACAAAACUGGAAUCUGCAUCCAUGAGACUGACUCGAAAGGAAACUGCACCAAGAACGGUCUCCACUGUGCUUUUGCUCAUGGGCCCCAUGACCUCCGCUCUCCAGUUUAUGAUAUCAGGUUAGUAGAGGAUGAAGUUCCUUGUCUGCAGAAGUAUGCUUGCUAAGCCAAAAUAGAACAGAUCACAGUACAAAAUGCUGCUGAAUGUGUAGUGUUUAGCAUCAGAAGUAUGAUGGUGUUCUGUUUUCUCUCUUCCUCCCCCCCUGCCCCCCCCUACACAAAAGAAUAUGUUAUAUACAAUCCUUUAAGGCCAUUUCCUGUGACUUUUUAUGCAUCACAAGGUGACUUGGGCAAGUAUCUUGGUGCCAGGAGCCCCACUAUUGUGAAUGGGUUUAAUAUAAGCCAGAUUAUUGCUAAGCCUCAGCCAUUGCCCUCACUAGACAUAAGAUAGUAAGGUGGCUAGGAAGAGGUUAAAUCUGCCCCCCCUCCAACUAUACCCCCCCAGGCAUAUCUCCACCACCAGGUGACUGUCAAAAUCACCUAUCAGUUUAAAGAAAGGGAUGGUAUGACUUUAAUUUCUUAGAACAAGAUUUGUAUAGACACAAGCAGCCUAAGUGUAUGUAAGAUUGGGUGAAACUGGACAUUGGCAGCAAACACUGGUCUAGGAAUUCUGGUCACCCCCAUACAUCUGUGAAACAGAGGGAGAGGACAUGAUUCGCAGGGAAGAUGCUAUGGUAUGGGAAUAUGCUCUGAGAAAAAACCCUUUUUUUCCUAUCCACAUUUCACCAUAGUCUACAACCACUUUAUCUGUUUUGUCCCACAAUGCAGCAGAUGCAUAUCUGAGUCCCAUGACUAGGGAGGGAGUUGCAGUGGGAAAGUGGCAGUAGGGGAAGGAUUAAUUACCCUUCCCCUGCCUGCUGCUUCUUCCCUGCAGAUCACGCCCUCCCCCAGCUGAUGUGUAGUUGUGUGUUACUGACUGGGGUUCCCAGCCCUGAGUCUGCAACCAAGUGUCUCUUUCAGUCCUUAGAGGUAAAUAUCAUUUCAUUAAAUGUAUGGGAGAGCAUGUUUAAAGAGAUGUUAACAUUAGACCUAAGGUAUUCUUUCCAAUAGUUCUGUAAGAUGAAAAUACUUAAGUUUAGGAAAUAGACAUUGUAUUUGUUCUAUUUAUGUUAUGGCUAUCGAAAGGGAAUAUGUGAAGCAUGCUAGGAGUUUACUUGAGUUUGUUUUGGGAGGUGGGGAGGAUGAAUUAUGCUAUAUUAACUUGCUGGAGGCACACCAGUUGAGAUUCAACCAGGAUCUUAUUUUACCUUCUUCAUGAAGCACCAUGCCCCUGCGUGCAAAUAAGUGUGUGUGUUGUAUAGGGGAUUAAUAGAACAACAGUGGAAAAUGGGCUGCAAUAAGUCUUGUAGGAGUUUUCUCCUAAAUAGCAGGAGGACAGAGUGCUCAUACAAAUCCUGAAUCUCUAAAAGUGGGCUUAGCAAAAAAAGAAAUAAAGAAUAAAUGUAUGGGAAUUCCUGCAUUGUGGCAACUCCUAUCUGGUAGACACACAUCUCUUUCUCUGAAUCUUCUCUGCCUGCCUAUUGUUCAUUUAACUCUGUUCCCUAAGGGAGCUUCAGGCCAUGGAAGCUUUGCAGAAUGGUCAGACUACAUCAGAGGGUGGCAUAGAGGGUCAGUCUGCAGUUGCCGCUAGCCAUGCUAUGAUAGAGAAAAUACUCAGUGAAGAGCCAAGGUGGCAAGGUGAGUUCCUUAGGGUCUUACAUAGGGCUGUCCAUUGUUCUUGGACUGCCCGCUCCUCCUAUCACAAGGUUCUUCAUGUAGGAAGCAAUAUGCUUGUCACCGUGAAUUAACCAGCCACACCUGUCUUCACAGACACAACAUAUGUUUUGGGAAACUACAAAACAGAACAAUGUAAGAAGCCCCCACGUCUCUGUCGCCAGGGUUAUGCCUGCCCUUACUACCAUAAUAGCAAAGAUAGAAGAAGGAGCCCCAGGAAACACAAAUACAGGUACAGUGCCUCAAGAUCUGGUGUUUUGGAAGGGACCAGUAGUUUUGAGUUUUCUUCAAACCUAUUGAACCCAUUUAUGUGAUUACUUCCUUUGUUAAAACAUGGAUUGUAGUAAAACAAAUGGUUCUGUUUAUUACAAGUGGGUCCCAAUCAAAUACUACUGUGUGUUCAAGGUUGCAGUUCUCAAGUCCAGGGGUGAGAACCGCAGGUGCAAGCACCAAAUGUGACCCUCCAGGCCUCUCUGUCCCAACCCUCAGGACUCUCCCUGUUACCCUAUUUCAGGCACCCCUCAAUGGCCCUGCUUUGCACCUUCCUCGAGUGCUUUUGCCUUGCUGGAAUGUGUCCUAGAGCUGUGAUAAUGCCUCCUACUUGCAUAGAUUGAGAAAUGCAUGUAGGUGUAUAGCCAUCUCUGACUUUUGCAUGGCUGGAAUAUAGCCUACUGCACAAAGGUAAGUCACAUCCAUUGAACUACCCACUUUUUGCUUCUGCCUACACAACUAGCAUGGAAACCUCAGAAAGUUGCCCAGGAGGAAAUGCAGCUGGAAAAGACUGGAAAAGGUUCUCCACCCCUGCAUUAGUCCAGUUGAAAGCAAUACAUUUCCUUCAAAGUUACGCUCUAAGGAUUAGUUCAGAUAUUGUUUUUGAGAGGAAUAAGGGCUGCUGGGUUGUGUGUAUACUUUUGGCAACUGUUAAUACUGAAAGUGAUCCUAAUUUUUAUAUUUAAGAAAAUGUUUUGGGGCAGUUUCUUAACACUGGUUACUUGUUUUUAUGCAACCUCUGAGUGUUCAGAAUGGUGAGAGCACCCUUAAUUUUUGUAGCUGGGGUAAGCUAUUUUGCUAUUUCUCACUGUUCAAGCAUCUAGAUACUAAAAAUGUGGGUUAUAAGCAAUAUAAUAUAAUAUAUAAUAUGGGUGAUGAGAACACUUUUUAAUCUUCUAGCUUAGAAAGUUUUGCUCUUUUAUUUUUCUCUGUUGUGAUUUUCUUGUCUUACAUCGUUUUGUUUGAUUAAUUUAUCGCCUUUUAUCAUACUUCAUUUUUUGUUGUAUUAAUAUGCCAUUCACCACUUUGGAGCAAGUUACUGUUGUUGUUAAUAAUAUUAGUAGUAGUGCUUAAAGGUAGUACUUGUUGAGACGAUAUAACUUCAAAAACUGGUGCCGGAAUUCUACUGCUGUUCUCUUCCUUCCUUUUUCCUUAUGUAUCAUGUCUAUUAGACUCUGUAUCUUUUGCUUUAUAGCAACAUAGAAUUUGCUUUAUAGCAACAUAGUGCUAGCACAGUUUUCAGAGUGGGAAUCUCUAGUUUUAAAGUCCUUCCUUGUGAAAAUUGUGUUACACAUUGAGACUUAAUACUUCAGAUAGAAAGGCCAUGUGAAAAGGUAUCUCUCUGAGAUACAGGUUUCCAUUAAACUCCCACACUUCAUGUUCAAACUGUAUUUCAAGUGUUGCUCAGUUUGUUACCUUGUCUCCUGCUGUUGUGUGCUUUCCUCUUCUGUGGGGGCCGAAGAAGACGACAGUCUUGAAACCCACCAGCUUCUGUCCUAAUUCAAUGUGACCUGAAAUCAUAUGUAUUUAGCUCUGCAUAAUGAAGUAAAACCUUUCACUGCCUUGGGAAAAGCUACAUUGCAGGUAGCUAAGGUAUUCAAUGUGCAGAAGUAAGUGGCAGGGAUACCUGGAAGCAGUAGACUGGGCAUCCCUGUUUGGGACAAUGAGAUAAGUUUAUUUGAUGGUACCGAGUUGGAAUUGGGUUACUUAUUCUAUACCAUUGCUGCCUUCUUUAUGCAGGUCAUCCCCAUGCCCCAGUGUGAAACAUGGAGAUGAGUGGGGAGAUCCCAGUAAGUGUGACAAUGGAGAUGCAUGCCAGUACUGUCACACCCGCACAGAACAACAAUUUCAUCCAGAGGUACAGUGAGCAACCCUUCCUGUUGGCUGCCUGGCUAGAUAAAUGGAGGGGCUCCAGGGUUUAUAUGUGCUGAUAAACAGUAACACUUCUAAUAAAAAGUACAAUAAGAACACUGGAAGAGAAAGAAUCCAAGGGGUCCUGAGGAGCUGAAAUUGCUUGAGAUCUUGGAUUCUUCACCCAUAAGUGCUCCUAUUGCCAUCUAGACAUGCUGGGAAGAAUGUUUCCUUGGACAUUGAGAGUACAGCUGGCAGGGGCUGCAGGAACCAAGGUGAGGGGCCAAAUGGGGCUUGAUGGUUGGAUGUAGGAGAGUGAGAAAAUAUGGAGUGGAAGCCUAGAAGACACAAGAGGCUGAGGGAGGUGCAUGAGAUCUAAGUAGUACCCUGAAGGGUUAGGCUGACUCCUUGUCUUGUUUUUCUGAAUUUGAGACAUAAUUCGUCCAAAAUGCGAAAAAAGAAUUUUUACUGUCUUAUAAGGUAUUCAGAGCAAAGUCAGAACAGUGAUGGGGAACUAAAUGUCAUGAAGGCUUUCAAAGUUGGAACAGAAGGUGUGAUGAAUUUGGGAACUGACACCUUCCUCCUGUGCAUACAAGGACAGCAGAGUUAGUCUUAGUGUACACAACCCUUAUCAUAAGAAGACCAUGUGUUUUCUAACAACAUUUGAUGUUACUGUUGGGACAUGGCUGCCCUGUCUAUCAGCAGGAUCCUUUCAAACUCUAGUUAAACAUAGUUAAAGCAGUUCAACUAUGGUUCCUUUCCUCUUUCCCCAGAGACUGCUGUUCUGGCAGCAUUGGGUGGUAGGGGAUUUGGGAGUGAUUCCCAUGGAUCCAUAUACACAUGGAAACACUUCUCCUGAAUGGAUACUAUACACUUCUUUUGCUCAAAUGUUUCCAUGUGAUCUGAUUCUGGAUCCUUAGAUAGAGCCAGUGUAUGCACAGGACCAUCAUUCAGUAAGUUCCAAGAGUCAUUAAAGCUGCAGUCCUAUACACACUUAUAUGGGAGUAAAUCCACCCAAACUUUUGAGUAGACGUGCAAAAUAUUGUGAUGAAGUUCUAAUCAACUGUAUUAAUUAUCAAUGGUAAUAAUGCUAAAAGUAAUUCUGUGAAUGUCAAAUAUAAUUUGGGAUCAGAGUUAUAUGUAAAGCAUAACUGAGGCACAUCAAACUCAGUUGCAUUUCUUGGUAUAGUUCUAUUUUUUUAAAAAAAAUCAUUAUAGAUAACUAUGUGUGCUCACUUGCAUCACAUUUUGUGCUUCCUCCCCCCAGAUCUACAAAUCAACAAAAUGUAAUGACAUGCAACAGUCUGGCAGCUGCCCCCGAGGACCCUUCUGUGCCUUUGCACAUGUAGAACGUAGGUGGUCUUAUCUUUAUCUAGCAAUAAAGUGUAAGCUGUGAGAGAAGUGUCAUCCUGGGUUCAAAGUGGGACUUCAUUUGCUGGAUCAAGCAAAAUUCAAAACAAAUUACGCCCCUCCCCUCAGCAAGUCAUGGGAAAGAAUUCAAAAAUAAAUAUUCCAGUGGAUUUUAUUUUGUGUGUUGUAUCUUUUACUUUGGAAAAGACGCUUUAGCCACCAGAUGGUGUGCGCUCUAAUUGCAUUUCCUCAAAAUUAAGUGACACCCAGUGGCCACUCAAGGUAUUGUACAGUUUUAAGUUUUGCUGUGGGCAUUUUGGGCUGCUGGUUUGUAAUUUGCCUGCCUGAGGCUGUGAACACACAAUUUCUUUCUGCGGAGCGAAGGAAAGAACUCAUCUGUUGUAGUAUUUGACCUGAUCCUUUCAUGAAGGAGUUUUCUGCUUUUGAGAUUUCUUUUUAAGAAGCCAGAUCAAUGUGGCACAGAUCACUUGGUUGGAGUCUUAGAAAUGAUGGGCAAGAAUUUUUGGACACUUGAUCAAGACAUAUUUCAUAGAGGGAGGAGCAGUGAUAGGAUUUUCCUCUUCAGCAAGGCACUGGUGAGUAUGGAUGGGGGGGAUCUGUGACUCCCCAGGUGCUGUUGGACUUCAACUCCCAGCCUGGUCAGUGGUUGUGAAUGAUGGGAGUUGUUAUUCAACCACGUCUAGUGGGGCACAGAUUCACCACCCCUGCUGUAGCUCAAUACUGGCAUUAAAAGUGAAACAAGCAGUGUCUUGCCCUAACCUGAAAUAUGUAAGAAGAAAGCUGAAAUGGUUUUUGAACUACCCACCCUCUGCAAAUCACUUUGGAGGAAUGAAGGUGAAGCCACCUCCACAAAUCCAGUCUGAAUCAGUGAAGGUCCUCUCCAUUCAACCCUAACCCUAACCCUAACCCCACCCAGAUCUUGUCUGCUGAGCUGAAGACUGGAUCUACUUCAUAUUCUUUCCCUUCCAGGUGCCCCAGACAUUUCAGGGUGGGCUUGCCACGCAGAUUCAGAACAACUGUUAACAGCUCUUGUUUCUCCAUACAUAACAUAUUCUGCCAUAUGAAUUGUCUAGUUUGCUCUAUUGGGAACAUGGGAUCUUUCCGUACGUAAAAAAAUCAAUUCUAGUGUUCUGAAAUCAAAUCAGUAUACUAAGGUCUUUCUGUCUCCAUUCCAAAACAGAGGGAUAACAACUGGGAAAGGGCUAUUGCCUUUAGGCAUCACAUCAUGGGCGUAGCCAGGAUUUAUUUCAGGGAGGCAGACUUUAUGUUGCGGGGGGGGCAGAACCAAGUUAUCUGCAACACAAUUGUUUUUAUUUAUUUAUUUACUUACUUUGGGUGGGACAGCCGCCCCCCCGGCUCCCUGGCUACAGCCAUGCCUCACACCUGGGCUUUCCAGAAGUAUAUGGUUGGACAUAGUUGGAAAUAGAAUGCUAGACUGUGUAAACAGUUGGUCUGAUCCAAGAGGGUUGUUGUUAUAGUCUUACGUUCUUCAGGCUAUGAUUCUAAGCAAGCAUACGAAAGAAAACAUCAUUGAAAUUGUAAGCUUGCUUACCUAGUAAAUAUCCUUAGAAUUGGAGUGUUAGUCAUCACCGUCAAGGUAUUCUUAGCCAUCAUUGAACAUUAGAGGUGGAAACCCUGAUUCAGUAGGUCUUUUGAAUGAAUAGUUACAUCUGUCAUUGCUUUAAGAGUGUAAUUUAUAAUUUUAGGAAAAGCUAAGACACUCAAGGCAACAAACCAAACAUUUAUCAACUUUGUCUUAUGAAAACUUUCUGUUAUUUCUGUGCUGGUAUGAGGAUUGCUGCAAAUAGAUACGGAUCUAUGGAACCUCUGCACUUAGGAGAGCCAUAAGAUCCAUUUUCAUUUUUCUGCAUACAUUGUGUCAUGUUUUUGUUUUGCAUUUCUUACAGAACCUCCACUUAAUGAAGAGUUACAAUCAACAUCCUCUGUUUCCAGUCCUACACAAACAGGCCCUGUAAUGUAUAUGCCCUCGGCAGCAGGCGAUUCUGUUCCCGUUAGCCCUUCUAGUCCACAAGCCCCAGACCUUAGCAAUGUACGUAGAAAUUUUGAAAGUUCUUCACUUUGUAGGUUUUUACUGCAGACUUCUCUAAAUAUGAAUGGCUUCUAGAAGAAGAAGCUGACCCCUCGGACUCAAUUACAUUGCGUUAAGGAAAUGGUGCCUAUAUUUUCCCCAUAAAAUUUACUUUGAAUUUGUGGGGGUUGGCAGAGCACUGGGAUGCAAAACAGGUUUCCAUCUGUGAGCUGAGAUUUUGAAGGAACAUAGUGGCAUGGGUUUAAAUCACAACUGCCACUUUCAAACUGGAUUAGACAAGCUGAGCUGCUUUAAAUUUACUUGGAAGUCAUUUUCAAGCUGCCAUAUGGAGCAGCCCAAGGCUUUUCUGUGAAAUUUAAUACUGUUGUAAUGCUCCCUGCUUAGAAUUUGUCCCAUUUGGGAAGUACUCUUUCUUCAUCUGAAAAUGACUGCUUCUAGAACACCUAUUCAAAUCAUUAAAAUGUUUGCAUGGUUUUGCUUUUCUCCUCUUGAAUAAAGUGCUCCAAGCAUAAAAGGGAAAGUUCAGUCUCUUGUUGUGGGUGCUGAGCUCUCUUGUAUAGGUCUCAUCUGAAUUGCUUACCUUGUGAAUAGUGGCAGCUGCUCCUAACUAAAUGUUUGGGAAUACAGCCUUGGAGUUUGUGUACUAUGAUAUGUUUGAAGAAUUUAACCUGGGGUAGUUGCCCUCUGUUUUCAUGUUAAGCUAAAAUUAAGCUGUAGUUAUCCCUUGGGAGAGUCUUGCAUAUUUCUAGUGAAUCAUAUCAAGUCACUGUUUAGAAGUAGACAUCCUGCUGUCUAGUGGCAAGCUCACACUCUCACCUUUUGGCGAGCAAAUUGUAAUGUCUCCUUCCAAAUCCACCUGCUUUUGUCAUACUGAAGCACCCUUUGUCUGUUGUUACUUCAGCCUGCUCAGCUGUGUAUGUAGGCUGCAAGCCGAGUGAAUGAUGUUUUAAUUAUGCCUAUUACGUAUGACUGAUUAAAGCUAAAUAAAUUGCUCAUCCCACAUAUUCUGUGUUAUGUCUUUGUCUUUGACUGUAGGUAUGGAAUAAACCAGGAACUCUGCCAACUAGCCCCACUUCUACUACAGUAAGUAUCUACUCUAACUGGGGAGAGAGAGCAUUAGAGAACCUGUGCUGGUUGAAUGAAAAUUGUCAUUGUAAGAGGCUCCCAAGAGUCCCCUCUUCCUUAAUUCAAGCCUCAUCUGUUUUACAUUUCGAAACAGUUGUUAUGUAUGCCACAGUCCUGUAUGUUUGCAGAUCAGUAGCUCCCAGCCAACAUGGCUUGUUAUACCUCCACUGUUGGGAGACAGUAUGCUUCCAAAUACCAGUUGCUGGGAAUUGCAGAUAGGCAGAAUACUGUUGUGCUCAUAUCCUGCUUGCAGGCUUCCCACGGGCAUCUGGUUGUCCACUGUGAGAGCAGGAUGUUGUGCCAAAUGGACCAUUGACCUGAUCCAGCAGGCUCUUCCAAUGUCCUUACGGUCAGAGUAUGGCGUUGGGCACAUAAUUUAGAUUCCCUAAAAGUUUCUAGUCCUUAUGAUUAUGAAUAUGCACAUAAACAUGUCCUAGCAACUCAAGUACAGAAUUCCUGGCAAAGCACUCGGCUAUUAAACAUUUUGUCCUGAAGAUACUCUCCUUUUCUUUUGUCCAUGGUUCUUUAACAAAGCAAUCUUGAAUGGCUGCAUAUGUAAAAAACAAAGCUGAGUGGCUUCUGAUAAUUUGGAAGUUCUCCGUCCCAGUUGUGCAUAAAUACUAAAGAACUCUCAUUUUUCUCAUUGUUGUGAUGGGUCCAUUAACCAUAGUUGUUUAUGACAGGGAAGGGUGGGAAGCCCCCAAUAAGAGUGAUGCAAUCAAACAUUUCAAAAAAAGUUUUAAGAUGCUUUCAAUUCUGUACUUGUAAGCUGCCUUAAGCAUUUUUCUACGGAAAGGUAGGGUGUAAAUAUUUUAAUAAAUGAAAACAUUAAAAAAUAUUUAUCAGUUUAGGUCAAGGAAGAAUGGAACACGUGGUUCAUAUGGGGCUGUAAAUAUGUAGGAAAACUGAAACAAAGAAUUUGGGUUAUGGGAAUAAGAGUAAGAAGCUGCACUGAGUGAAAAUAUUCAGCACUAUGAUCACUAUGAACCACUUCCCAACCACCUCUGUUUUCUGAAGCAUGGACUGACUUCACAUUUUUAAUACUUUUUUUCUUUUAAACUUGAAGCAUAGAAUUUUAGGAUUCUGAAGAAGCAACAAGGUUUUGCACUAGAAAUAUGUAUUCUGCUAUGGGAUUAUGUUGGCUGUGCUGGUUUCUAAAUCUCACUUGAGAGAGCAUGAAGAACUUGUGAGCUGAGUGAGAAGAAUAUGAGAUUGUCUCUGGGAUCAAGAUACGGUUGUGCAUUUCUGAGACGCUAAAGCACGAAAACUUGUGAUUUAUGUUCCCAGUUGACCUAGCUGAAGCUAAGAACUUAGUUAUCUGGAGGUUUUUCCAUCAAAGGCCAUCUGCAGUAGUGCAAGACAGAAUGUUACAAUCCUAGGAAUCUGUAACUGCACACUAUAUGAGUUCCUCUCAAGUUGUGACCUGUGCUGUUUUUUCUUCCUUCUUCCUUUAGAUUCUCUGUAGGAAUAGCAGUCUUGGAAGCCCAUCUAAUAUAUGUGGGUCUCCUCCUGGUGCCAUUGGAAAACCCCAUAGUUUGGAAAGCAUUGGCUUUCCCACAGAUUCAGUAACUGCAGCCAGCAGCUACAAGAAGGCACCAGGAUUUGAGCGGGAAGACUUGGUUGGAGCAGAGUACCUAAAGAAUUUCAAAUGCCAGGUAGGUGGGGAAUACAGGGAAAGGGGACCUAAGGGUUUCAUAUUGGCUUUGGAACCAACUGCCAAAACCACUGCAAUAUGUUGGUGAAACAUCUUGGUAUUUCCCUAAGCUACAAAAUUGGCACUAGACAAGCAAGGCACAAGGGCUCCUGGUAUUGUGAUACAUAAUCAAGUAAUCCAAAGAAAGAAUCUGAAGCAAACUUUACAUAUUUUUUUGCAUACCACAAAAUCAGCCACCUGGAACUUUCUAUUGGGCUAGUCUAGAGACACAUUUCUUGAAACAUUUUUUUCCAGGCAAGGACCCGAGUAAGAGUUCCUUGGCAUAAAGAAAAUUAAUAUCCUUGCUGUCUGUGUUAUUGCACUUAUCACGGUAUAUUUUUAGCCUAAAGGGAUUAUUUUUCUUCCUGAAAAAAUAUCUGAAGAAGUGUACAUGCACAUGAAAGCUUAUACCCAGAACAAACUUAGUUGGUCUCUAAGGUGCUACUGGACUAUUUUUUUAUUUAUUUCGACUGCGUCAGACCAACACGGCUACCUACCUGAAUCCCUGAAAAAAGGCAUUUAGAAUAUAACUGCAAUGAUACUUAAAAUGGACAUAUCUGAAUAUUUUCAUGAAGAUAUAAAAUAAACUCAUGCUUGCAGAGAAGCCACUGGGAAUUUAACAGCAACAACAAAUUUUAUUAUAGUCGCAGACCAGCAUAACUGGGACUUUAACAUUUAUUCUGGAGUAUUUAUGGAGUAGGAUUUUUCUUACCAACUUUUCCUUAAAUGCCCAUUUUUUUCUUUACCAGACAUAGAUUAAGAAAACAUUCCACACUUUCUUUUCAUUGUUAAUCUCACCACAUGAGUACAGAAAGAUCACAGUGGAGUACAAAGAUUACAGGGCAAUCAUAUGCAUGUUUAAAACUUGGAAAGUUUAUUUCAUUUAUUUCAAUUGGAUUUACAUCCAGGUUAUCAGUACCAUAUGUGCUGGGAAUCCCCACUACCACCACCAUUUAUUGUCUAAUACUUUUUUCCUUGUCUAAUGGGCUCUGAACUUUCUGGGAGCAGCCAAAUAGAGAAAGUUUUGUUAGAAUCCCAUAGCCCUCUCAAAUGCUUGAAGUCAGCAAUUUCACAUUUGUAUACUCCCCCUCCACUCGUCUUUCUUUUUGUUCUGUUUACUGCAGCAGGCAAAGAUUAAAUCCCAUUCCUUGGAACAUAGAACCCAAGAACAGCCUCUGUUACAACCAAAACAGGUAUGUUACCCCAAGUUGGCCCUAGACUAUUCCUGUGUGUUUAUGCCAUCUCAUCCAUAGCUUCCAAGCCUACUUGUGGAUGCUGGAUGAUGUAUGGGUGGGUGGUGGUAUUUUCCUAAGAGUUUUUUUUUUUUAAUAGUCUCUAACAAAUGUAUAUUCAGGUAUGUGCAAAUGCUGAGGCUGUGCAUGUAGAGGAGCAUCCAAAUUAGAAAUCUAAAUAUGAAUUCAGCUGCAGAGAUAAUUAAAGAAAGGGUUUAGUACAGCUCAUUGAUCCUUAUUCUGAUAAAAUUGCACACAAUUAUGAUUAUAUGAUGCCGCUGAUAAUGUAUGAGAUGUGUUCUAAAAGAAUCAAAGUUGUCCUUCAUAACUGUAGCAUACAUUUGUUUUGACAUUGCGUUGUAUAUGAAAACUACUGUGAAUUGCCCUGAAUGUAUGUUGAUAUAGAAGUAUCUGGUAUAAAUUAUAUAUAUAUAUAGAGAGAGAGAGUUCUCUUUCCCAAGGGAAAUGAGGAAGAGAGCCUGUUAUGUGCUUUUCAAGGCUCAGAUUCUACUCGUGAGUCUUGAAAAGUAGAUAGAGCUGGAAGAGAAAGCAGGAAAGGGUGCCAUUCUUUCAACUUCCUCCUUCAGAACUAUUUACUUUUUUGGGAGGGGGGCAGCAAAAGUUACCACCCUCUCCAUCUCAUGAUGGAAGGGUAAGUAGGAGAGGAGGCUUUAUGGGCACCAGGGAAAGUCCUCAAGAGUUCUGUUGUGCACAUGAGCACCAUGUUGGCACCCCCAGAGCUAGGGAUUUGCUCAUACACUUUUUAAAUUGCAUGCUGAGAGUGAAUUAUUCAGUGUUUAAAUAUAUGUUUCCCUCUUUCAGGAUAUAUUGGGGAUUCUUCCUGUUGGCAGCCCACUGACAUCUAGCAUCUCUUCUAGUAUCACUUCUAGUUUGGCAGCAACACCGCCAAGUCCAGCAGGCACAAGCAGUGUCCCUGGCAUGAAUGCAAAUGCCCUUCCAUUCUACCCGACCAGUGACACAGUGGAGUCUGUGAUAGGUAAUACUGCCUAUACUCAUGGGGGCCAGCUCUGAAAGGGAAUAUAAUCAGCCUGGGAAAUAGGAGCAUGUUGUAGAUCUAGAUACCUGGGGAGUUUUGCAGAAUCCCAUCUUUCUUUUAGAGGCGGCUAAUAUGACAUACACAGUCUUCCAUGCAUCAUAAUUUCAGCUCUGAAUUAUAUAAAAAUGUGUCAAUAUGGUGAAUUGGAUAUUAUGAUUGCUCUGAAUUUUUUGUGUAGUGAAAUUGAUGUCUUGUUUGCUAUCCUUCAUCUUACUCUAUGCUUGCUAAAUUUACAGAUCACAAAUUUGGCCCAAAGUGCUACUGUAUUGGGCCAGUCCAGGACUCUAUUUAAUUCAUGUGACAGGUGUAAUUUGUGGUUGAGCAACUGUUUUCAUAAAUAUUACAAGGAUGAAACUCUGAUCUGUACACAUCAAGCAGAAGUCCAUAGCCAGUCUGUGCCUUAGGUGAAGAUUUAAAAGGACCUUGUUUAUACUUCCCUUCAAGGGUGUGGCAUGUCACCGUGUUUUAAUCUUCUGAUUUCCCAAGGAGAUUAAUAGCACAUAUUGUGCAGAGCAGGCAUUUCCCUUUUUAUUUUCUCCUCAGGCACAACUUUAUUAUUUUUUAUUAUUUCUAAACGGAGGAUAUAUAGUGUUGCUUCAUGUUGGCCUCUCAUUGUCCAGAUAUCUUAUGAUGAUUGCUAAUGGUUAACGUUCUAUAACAGUGCUGUGCUGCCACCCUCCCAGGAGGAGCACCAUUGCUGCUUACUGGGAUGGUGCAGGGGCAGCAUGGAGCAGGAUCAGGGCUCGGAUUGGCUCUGCCAGUUCACCCUUCCAACCCCAACCUCACUGCUACCCUGCCCAUCCCAGAAGGCAACACUGAUGUUGCUCCCAGAAGGGCAACAGAGUGACCCUGCCCCAGCCACUUCUGCCUGGAAUGAUAAAAAACCAAAAGAGAAUUCCUGGCUUUGAAAUGAAAAGUUUGCAGUAGUGUGGUGGAGGACAGGAAGGGCAACUUCUUUAGCCCCAAACAGGCUCUUGUUACACAUUUUAAUAGGCAUCCUGUGGGGAAUUGCAGUCUUUUUUUGUGAAAGGCUCGAAAAGCAACCUUUUGGAAAAACGCCAAACCACAAUACAGGCUUUGGAGGAAAAAGGGGCUGGGGAGCAACCAUUUCUAUACAGAAAACUGUGAUCUAUUUUAUGGUCCCCAUUUCUGAAGUAACAUGAAUAUCAUGAAUAUAACACAUGCCAUACUUUUCUUUGAGAGACAACGUUAAUGGGGCAUAUUUGCUGGACAUAGUAAAUUGGCUAGAAAUGACACUUGGGAAGAACCUGUGGAGGCUUGCUUCAUCUCAUCCCAACUGGCAAUGCCCAUGCUAUGUAUCGCUGAUCCAUUGUUGGGACACUGCUGGCUAUAGCCUGCUUCCUAGGGUAUGCUAAUCCAUCCCCUUUCCCCGAUGCCCCUCACCUGACUGCUGCACUCGACCCCCUUCUUUCCACUGCCAUACCUGCACCUCAUUCCUACUGCCCAUCUCCUCCUCCACUGAAUUGCAACCCAAGUCACUGCUCCACUGUGGAAUUCCUAAAAGAGGGAAAUUCCAAUCACCAUGCAUCAUGGAUACCCAGGUUACUAGGUGACUGGGAUGGGCACCCUUCAUUCAAGCUGUCCUUGGAUGUAUUUCUUCCCAAAGUCAAGCUGUACAGCAGGUGUCACUGGAUGAUCUGUUUUGCAUUGCUGUUUAUUUCUGGUGUCAAUCUGUGGGAAAGAAUCUGAUGCUGAAAGCUUUUAGGGCUCAAAAACAAUAGAAAGUGAUAUGAAAAGCUGCCUUGUUUAGACAACUGUUGACUAAUGGCAGUAUUGUACAGUGGGGAGCAGGGCCCUAUAGAUCCUCCUGUCCAGAGCAGUGUCAUCUCUGCAUGUAGGCUCUUUGGGCUUCCCUAUCCCUUGAAGUUGUUGGUCCUUUUUGUAUUAUAUAAUUGGUGCCUCUGUCUGGCAGAGUCUGCCUUGGAUGACCUGGACCUGAACGAAUUCGGAGUGGCUGCCCUGGAGAAGACAUUUGACAGCAGCUCGGUGCCCCACACGAGUGGCAUCAUGAUAGGUACAUGAAAGCAACAGAGCUUUCUUUGAUCUUCUGCCAAGCAGGGUUCGCCCCAUCAGCUGGCUGAAGCAGCCUAACAAGCUCUCAAAACCAGUCCUAACAUUAUAUGUUGGUUUGCAGCCAAUGGGAGACCUUGGAGCAAAAGGGCUCUCAUUGACUAGCAGAUUGGAAAUUUAUUCCACUGGUUUCAGAUGUCCCAGUUAUGUUUAUGAAAUUGACAUGGCUUAUUUGACACACUAAACAUGUUUAUGAAAUUAUGACAUGAACAUUUCACGGAGGGGGGCGGGAAGUCAUUUUAAAAUAAUGAGAAACAAAUUGGAUUGUUUUCACUGUUCUGCUGUCACAGGACCAUGGCAAGACAUUAUCGCCACACAUUGACAAACUACCGCAUAUGUAUCUCAUCAUUUGUAUGUGGUCAUUUCAAACCAGCGUCCAUUUUGUGUGUGUGUCUGGUUGUUCAGGUGAAAAUAGUCCUUACAACCUUGGUCCCCUAUUGUAAGAAUCCCAUAAUGCAUUUACACAGGUUGUUGUUUUUUUGUGAACUAAGCCACAUGCAAAUUGGUCGGUGCGUGACUCGCUAUUUCCGCUCAUGCUGUCUGAACUCUGUCUCUGAAUGGCAUAGCCAUCAGCUUAAACCUGAUCCUCCAUGGUGCCAGUUGUUGUAUGUUGCAGACCAUUGCAGAAUGCUCCGCAAUGGCCUUCCAUCAAUACACAAUUCUAUUUCACCACAUCCUACCCUCAGUAUUGGUUCAGAUUUGAGCAGUAGCACAAAUCAGAAUGAUUUUCCACAUACCCAAGUGAUCAAGUCUGCUUUCACAAAAACCAAAGAGGUAGAAUUCAGCAUGAGACAAUUCUGCACUGGUAUUGUGCCUAUGCUUAUUCUGGCUAAAACAAUUUGGAAGUGGGUGCUGUUUACGGUGCAGACAUCACAAUUCAAGAUAGGAGUCAAAAUAGGGUCCAAAUAAGGCUUUUCAUGCAACGUAGACACAGUGUUGGUUCCCGUGAAGGUAACUGCCCUUUUAAUGAUGGUUGCAAAGACUGUGCUCCUCAGAUUAUCAGUAAACUGAUUGAGGACUCUAGUUUUGUGGGCAGCACCUUGUAUCACAGUCCUCCUGAGUCGACUUAGAAUAAUACCUUGGUUACUUCUAUUGUAACUCUGCCUAGGUUAGAAGGAGGAUGGAGAGUUCUAUGGAAUGUAAGAGUCCCUCCCUUGGCCAUCCUAGAAGCACUCUAAUUUCUGAAUCUAAUUUCUGAACAGGUGCUGCUGUGCAUUUUCAAGCUUUAUAAACAUGAGGGGUAAAAACUUGAGUUUUCAAAGAAUGAAACCUGAGAUUCUUAUUAUUCUGAGAACAUUAGCAAAUCCCAUGCUACUGAGUUGGAUUCCUCUGAGCUCCUCUGUUGUUCAAAUUGGGAGGUGAUUUCCCCCAUUCUCUUUCCUGUAGAUCUAGCAGAAAUAAUUAUGGUGUUGAAAUUUAAUGAUCUGAUCUUCUCAGACAUCUUUUUACUGAAGAGUAUAGUUUUUUACAGGUGUAUUAAAAAUGAAGGUUGUCAUUUGCCCCAUUGAAUUUGUGGCUUCUCCCUUGACUUUGAAUAUUGAGAAACGGCCCCAUUUGCUGUUGCUUAAGUGAUAUUAAGAACAUAACUUUCAUCCCUAAUAUUGGGGUGGGGGAGGGAUUUGAACUUACAGAAAUAUUUUUGGCAGGAUAUGUAAUGUGAUGGGGAAAUAUAUUUUUAACUAGUACAAUAGCCCUUGGAAAUGUAGUUGCUUAAUCCAUGUGAUAUGAUGGACACAUGUUUUUUUGUUCCUGUGAAAAGAGUCUUAAAGAUGCCCAUUAUCACCAUUGCUGGCCACUUCUUUGUUUUAGAGAAAUGCAGCCUCUUGCACUAAUAAACAGUGGAGAUAGUGCAAAAGCAAUUUAGUUUAAACAUGCAUAAUAUGAAUUAGUGUAUUGUCAUUGUGGAGAGACAGAUGAAAAAAGCUGUCUAAAUGUCUCUCUUGACAGUCCCUUAAACUCUUAAAUGACCCCCUUGUAUGCUGGAGUACAGCUGACACUGUCCAUACGUCCUAUUUUGCACAGUUAACACCCAAGAAAGUUGCUACUGUACCUUCCUCGGCCAGAGGAAAAGUUCUCCUAAUGCUCUUUCUGAAGGUAAAGAGGGAUGGAAAGUGGAGAAAAACCCCGGACUCCCCCGUCCUUUACUGGUGCAGAGAGUGAAGCAAACACCUGCUGUUCAAAUUCCUGUGCUGUGCUUCCACUCAUAACUCAUGGCUUCUACAUUCCCAUCCUUUCUGUGUGUUCUUUGUCCAGGUGGGAGUUUGCUGCAAAGUUCUGCUCCUGUAAAUAUCCCUGGGUCCCUUGGAAGUUCUGCCUCCUUUCACUCUGCCUCUCCUUCUCCACCGGUCAGCUUAUCAUCGCAUUUCCUCCAUCAGCCCCAGGGACACUUAAGCCAAUCAGAAAACACAUUCCUGGGGACAUCAGCUUCUCAUGGAUCAUUAGGUAAAUGCCCAGUGCGUAUGUGAGAGUGUGCAUGUGAACAUGUACAUACCUGUCUAUACCAUGUAAGUAUUUUCCUUUUAUCUUAGCUUUCAUUUAAAUGUCCUCAUUUUGUGUUGCCACCUAACAUAUCUUGUGCCCAAUGCCUAUCAGAUGAGGAAGAAUUCACUAAGCCUAAGGACAUCUCAGAAAGAAUUUCCCCGCACAAAAUAACCAAACAACAGAUGAGUUAAAAUAGUUUGGGAUACCCAUACAACAAAGAGCAAAUGUAGCAAAACACAUUAGGAAAAGUUAAGCAAAUUCCAAAUGUGUAAGGAUGACCCAAGAGUUAAAUUCACAGAAGGUAGACUUUCUGCAGCUAAGAGAAGGAGGCAAAUAGUCUCAACAGUAGCUCAAUAGAUGGAUAAGCAUGUAUUAACCACAGCAGUAGCGUCUCAUCAACAGAGUUGCUUCUGUUUACCAGGAGAGGGAAGGGUAGAGGUGAAGUGGUGAAGUCAGGGCUGUGUGAACACACCAGCAGGAGCACUGGUUUGGCCCAACCAAUUUGUCUGCACAAAUCUUACUACCACCUCACUUCUCCUGGCAAACAGCACUGACUCUGCUGCUCAGAGGCUGCCGUGGCUCCAUCCCACUGGGCAAGACACUCCUGCGUUAUAAAGUAUUAACAAUCAUAGAAAAAGGUUCAAAUAUGUGAUACCAUUAGCAAUGAGCUUCUGAUGCACUUGGAAUAGUUGACUUUUUCAGGUUUAGACCUCUUAGUCAUACCUGGUCAGUAAUAGCUAACAGACAUGAGCUCUGAAAAUCAGAUACUUGCAAGCCUACCAGAAGCUAAAUAUUUUAUCUCUUCCUAAACAGUUUCCAAAAUACUCCUGGGGUUGUAUCCAAAACAUUUUCACUUGUACAAUGCGACUUCUCCCCACCCCCUUUGUUCCCUAAAUCUGUUCUAGGGGUUUCCUCAACCCUCCAGAGUAGAUUUAGGGAGCAGAGAGACAGGGGACGUCUCAUUGUGUAAGCAGAAAUCCUUGCACUGAUUGAAUGUGUUGGUUGGAUGUCAGUCACCCUUGACAUUCAAAGUAUAGAAAGGGCUCAGUUCGAUGUGUAACAGACCUAACUUGAAUGAUGCUCCUUUAAAUCAUGAAAGCUGUGCAGUGAUGGGAGGACCUUUGAGUUUGCUCAAAGUUCCUUCCAUUACCAUUACACAGCCCCACAACUGGAUCUCUAACUGCAAAGAUUAAUCAGACUGGGUUCCAGGAUACUUUCCAUUUUCAAGACAAUCCACCCCAUACUGUCUGUUUAAAGGAACAUUUGGCCCGCUUUAGAACCAGGGGUGGUGUGUUCCAUUUCACCAUUUGAGGUGAAAUGGGAAGUAUCUCUUUGCCCUGCUGCUGCUCUGACCACUACCACCUUUGGCAGAAAAGUGGCACCACCGUUGGCGCUGAUUUGGGGCAAGAUCAUGCCCCUUUCAGUGUUGAUUGCACAGAGGCAACAGGGCAGACAGGGCACUCUAGGGGGACUUCUGCCACCUGAAGCAGCAGCCUCGCCUUGACUGGUCGAGCUCUGUUGAGGACAAUUACAUCAAUUUUUGCCAUGGUAAUAGGAAGGCAAGAGGAGAAGCAUUCCUUUAUUGUUACUUAGAAUCUUCCUGGGCUGGAUUCUGGCAUUAAAAUCAGGUUCAAUGGUUAAGCAUUGACUCCAGUUAAGAAGACAUGAUUAUACAAAUGAAUCUUUACAGCCUGGGGGGUAGCUAUAGUAUCUACAAAUGGAAGCACCUCAGAAAAUUCAACACUUGGCAUUUGCUGAAUGUCCUAUGGACGGUACAGUAUAGAAGUGUGCCUGUCUCUGGUAAAGAGGCUUAAAGUCUAGGCAGGACACACAGGAGAGAAGUAGAGAGAGGAGGUAAAUGACAAAACAGUGUGCAGGAAGUAUGUGGGAAGAAUUAAGAACUAGGUACUUGUUUUUAUGUGUUUAAUCACGUUUUGUCUAUCAUCUGUAUAACCAUCCGCUUGGUGCAUUAUAUUGCAAGUGGUAAAUGUGUACAUGUUUGAUUUUAUUUACCCUGCCCUUCAACUACUAUCAAGAGUAGUUUACAAAAAAUUAAAAUUAUACUAAUUUUACAAUAAGCAUCUUGUGCAUGUGUAGACUCAAUUCAGAUCGUGGCCUAAUUGUAAGCCAAACCACGGGCAUCUGCAUUAUUGACGCUCAUUAGGCUGGCUAUCAGUUGAAAAUGUGUUUUCAAUAAGCAGUUUUGCUAUAUAUUUUUUACUUGUGUAAUAAAAUGUAUUCCUGCAUAAAAAUAGCAUGCAUACAUAGACAACAGUAACACAAUAGCAAGCCAGGGUCUUUAAAUAAAGCAAAACAUAUGACAUUUUAAGAAGCAGAGUUAGCUUUUAUAAGUGAUAGAGUAUUUUUAUUGUUUAUAUCAUCUUCUGCAGUAGCAUGUGCCCUUGACCUGGUUCCUCUGCUGUGACCUAAUUUAUAACACGGCUAUGACUGGAAUCAGGAUGAGCUCACACUAGCCAUGCUGCUUAAUAAAUCAGUGUGGUGAGCAGUGCCUUAGUUCCACAGGAAAAACUAAACUGUGAUGGGUAAUUCAGUGUCAAGAAGAAAGCUUUAAUAAAAAAACCUAGAAUAGUAUUGGAGAUAUUUUUCUACUGCAGCUUAUUCUACCAGAGCAUAUUUUUGUAGGAAAUACACUUUAUUUUAUCUAUUUAACAAAAUUGACAUGCCAUUUGAUUGCAGUAAGCCCUCUAAGUGGUUUACAAGAAUACAUCAUUUGUUAUGACAGAAUAAGAGCAGCAGUAGUGGUGUGUCGGGUGGGGUGGGGUGGUGCUGCAAGGGCACACUUCUGGCACCAGUGUUGCUGCCUGCGAGGGGCUGGGAUAGGUUGAGGCUGUGCAAGCACACCAGCAGGAGCAUUCGACUGGCUCUGCCAGUGCUGCCACGCAGGCUGACUUCAGCCCUAUCCAAAAGGAGCAGCUCCACAGCUCCACCCCAUCACAUGGAGCACUACUGGAGAGCACUCUCUGUUGCGCCACAGACUCUGUGGAUCUAUUUGCAACCUACCCUUUGUAUGUGUGAGCUCUGGCAGAAAACAGCAGCAGAAGAAACUGUAUCCAAUUUAUUCCCACCUGGUUUGGGAUGGCAAGCCAUUUUGCAUUAUUUGGAGCAGAAAAAGCAGUUUUGCCUUCAGGUGUAGACUCAGCUGGGAACCUCAGCCAAUCCCUGCCCCUGGUGUUAUACAGGUGUUUUUGCAAGCACAUGUUCAUUGCACACUACAUUUUUAAGCACUCUCAUAAAAAUGUAAGCUGUGCAGUGAGCUUUAUUUCCCUUAGUAUUAAACACUGCCUUAUUCUAAAAAAUAAAUAAAACAAAAUCUGAGGGCCAGUUGUUCUGAUGUGAAGUGAGCUGGUUUUCCUCAGAUGAACUUCUGAGUAAGAUCAGCAAAGGCACAGAUUUGGACACUAAAAAUGGCUUAGUGCUGGUUUGUACUGAAGAACUUCACGUGGUUAAUAGAUCUUAAGUAUUGCAAUUGUAGAUUCUUAUACUAAAGUAUUCAAAUCACAUAUGGGUUUGGUUUGUUAAAACGGUUCUAAUUCUGAUCAAAACAAAAUGGUGUAAUAUUAGAGACAAAUCUGAGUGCCUUUCUAAAGUAGAAGUGUGAAUUGCAACAAUGUUUGGGAUAAGAUCUAAUUAGAUUGAUUAAUGAAGUUACAAGAUUAAUGGCUAAGGGCUUUUUAAAAACAAUCCACACACAGGUUUUGCUGUUUAACCAGGCCUCUGCUUAUACUGGCCGUUGCUAGCAUAUCUGUUUUAGUUGUGCUGUGGCCAAUGUCUCAUGUGGAGAUCUUCCCUGUGUGGUGCAUCUAAGCCUGUAUCUCUCAGCACAGCAGUUAUAGGUUAGAUGCAGUACAAAGUGCUCAGGAGCACUCUUGGAACCAGCAUGCCAUGUGUCAUAUUUUUUAAAUGUAGAGAAUAUUUACCGUGUUGCCAUUUCUUCUGUGUAAGCCGGAGUGACAAACAGGUACUGCAGGUACAUGAAUGUCCCUCCCUAGAAAACCCCAAAUGAAUCAAUGCCCUGUGAAAUAUUGAACCAUUUCAUUCCCUUUCCAAAACAGUGCCAGGCAAGGAAAGGGGUAAUCCAGGAAUAUAUGUGACGUAACAUUUUCCCCCUUCCUGUCUGCAUGAAACAGGUUUAAAUGGGAUGAACAGCAGCAUAUGGGAGCACUUUGCUUCUGGAAGUUUUUCACCCAGUACCUCGCCUGCAUUUCUGUCGGGUCCAGGUGCUGCUGAGCUGGCCAGGCUGCGGCAGGAAUUGGAUGAAGCUAACAGCACAAUAAAGCAGUGGGAAGAAUCUUGGAAACAAGCCAAACAGGUAGCGUCCGCUGGGAGGGGUGAGUGAGAGUGGUUUGCCAGGAUACUAAUGGGCAAAAGCAUCCACCUAACAGCUGAAUAAAUAGUUUGAGGGUCCAAAAAUAAUAUACAAAGUCAGAUUUGGUGUGUGUUAUACUGUAACAUAGUUCCUUCACAGCAGACACGGGGGUUUUGUUUGUUGUUGUUUUUUAGCUCUUAUCAAUGGAGAAAGAAACCAAUUGAUACCUUAGAUACGCUGAGGAGUAGGUUGCAAAUUGUAAUAGGAUUUGAAAAUGUUCAUGCCAAGGUUGCUAGUGUUCCUCUAGGAGUAUUGGCUUUUUUCCAGUUGUAUUUGAGCACACCUUUCCAAUUGUCCCAAUCUUUUUGAUUUAUGUAUCCCCUGAAAAUUGAUAUGCUCCUCACCUUUUUGUAGUAAUGCUCUAAUUAUUUUGAGGUUAGUAGCUGUGCACUGAAAGAAUGGUAAGCCCCUCCUUCUGCAUUCAAGAUGCUUUGUAAAUGUUCUCCCUCUGGGGAUGUACGUUUCCACCCUGCUCUGGCCAGGUUGGCUAACAAGACUAGGGUGGGUGUGAAUAUAUGCUUUUUGCUAAACUGUUCCCGUAACUAGAUUGAGACAGAUGGAUUGCAUUUAGUAAAUUGUUCCCUGAGCUGGUGUUAGGCGCUGGAGUCAGGCAUAGGUCAGCAAUAAAACAAUAAAGCACCCGAUGCCAGUGAAGUUAAUUCUUUAUUCAAAGAAACAAAACAGCUCAGUCCUAGUGACCACAGCAACCCUUCCCAGUAGGUCUUGCCCUAAUGAGGCAGUUGUGAGGACUGAAGGUCCCUGCCUUCCCUCUGCUCUCUAAGGCUCCUCCUCCGGUUCCUUCCCCAGCAGCCUAAGGCUCUUCCACCUUGUAUCUCAUUGCUCUGCGCUCUUCAUUUCUCUGUGUUGUCUGGGAGACCAUCAGGGAUGGGAGCUGGUUGCAGUAGGAGAGGAAGACUCCCUGGCUUCUGCAGCCUGCCCCUACUCUGCCUCUUGACCCCACUCUGCUUCUGCCUCUGCUUCUGGAGUGCUCUCUGCCACAGCCUAUUCCUGCUCACUAAACCCUGUGGCCUCUUCAGCUUCCAACACCUCCUCCUCCUCCCAGUUUGCUCCUGCUUCUCCCUCUGACCAUACAUUGUUGUCCCACCACCAAUCCCCUGGCUGUGAGCUUUCUUGCCCUGGGGGUUCCUUUGGGGGUUUCCCAGCUGGUGCCACCCACCACUCUUCAGUAUCCAGCCAGUCCAUAAGAGCUGGGCAGGCAGGAUGCUCCACUUUAAGGCACUUUGUUUUUUUUUCCUGUUCUCAUGUCAAAGCCAUUUAGCUAAAAUAACCUAUAGAGGAGUUACGGUAAAAUGUGGAUGCCUGGGCUAGAAAACCUUUGUGUCACUUCUGUGUGUGCGGAUUGAAAGGAUCUCAUUAGCUCAGGGGUGUGUUCCCAAAAAUCUGUCUGGGCAAUUAUUGUGCCGCAAGGGAAGAAUGGAAAGAACAGCCCAGAGCUGGAGAAGGCUGCCUUUCAGGCUUCGGGGGAACAAUUUACUAAAAUAAUCUAUAUAAGUACACAACUACUACUACUUUAUUUUAACUGCUUUAUUAUGCUUACAGUAAUAAAAUACCAAUUCCUCCCCCAUCACCACCAAAAUAGAUACAUGGAACCUUCUUGCCAUGUGAAUAUAUUUUUGAGAAGAUAAACACUCUAGGAUCCAAUGUGUGUGUACACCUUUUGCCAGUACCGUGCGCACAAUGUUUGCUUGGGAAAUUUGCCACAUUUUGUCUCACACUGAUUUCAGGAGUUUGUAUAGAUACAAGAAAUCUGCUCCAUAUACAAAGCCUUUAAAUAGAAUGCUGGGGAAACUGUUCAAGCUGUGGAGUGAAGCCAAGUGAGGAGAUGAGAGAAUUCACUUCACAUCCUCCUCUCCCACCCCACCCCCACACUGUUUCCCAAAUUACAAAUGACUUUUCCUUUGGGAUACACAGGCCUGUGAUGCUUGGAAAAAGGAAGCUGAGGAAGCUAAUGAUCGUGCCAACACGGCAACCAUAGAAUGUGAGCUAGCCCGGGAGCAGAGGGAGGCCUUGGAGCUGCAAGUGAAGAAACUCCAGGAGGAAGUGGAGAGGAUCCACACUGGCCAGGAUCCCCAGUUCCUGCGUUCGCUCUCUGAUGUAGAGACCCUCUCCCUCUCCACACUCUAUAAUCUCCAAAAACAGCUGCGUGCCAACCUGGAAAGAGUUGAUAAGGUAGGUCUGAGUGAGAAGUCUUGUCCCACAAUUAACUUAGCUUCCUUUUUGAAUCCUUAAUAAAAGCAGCAACUGUGAAGUUUGCAUUUUUAAUCCAUGGUACAUUUUGAACCCUAUAGACUUGGCAACCAUGAAAUGUCCCAUUCUUUCUUGGAUGAGGGGGUGCAGUUUUAUACUAGAAUGCUCUCAGCUAGCAGGCAAGGCUUAUAACAUGACAAUAGGAAAGGGCAUUUCCCUCUGGAUCAGAGUAUGGUAUGUCUGGUACCUGAAAGCAAAUCCCACAUUGGGCUCCCAUGUAAUGACUUGGGCCUGUAGAAUGUGCUGAAAUGGCACACACAGACUCCCCGUGUUUCCGGGUGGUUGAAGGAAGAUGGAAAGGGAUUUUAUUUGGUAGUACCUAACUUGACACUGCCUUAAAAACAUUUAUGGUCCCAUAGCAUUGAUCUUGUGGGGGGAGAGUCAAAAUGUCAUCUUGUUUCCCCCACAAAACCUAUACUGCACAAGAGCUGCAUAUACACAUUUCCAUGUGAGAUGGGGGUGGGGUGGGUGGGAUUGAAUUUGCUGCGGGAAUGAACACAGACAAUUUGGUGGGGGGCGGGGUCCUCUUGCCCACACAUUCCAUAGAGCUGCUUGCUAGGCAAGAGGAGUAACAGCUGUAUCCUGUGCAUCUUGGGUCCUGGCUGCAGCCUAAGCCACUUCCUUCAGUGACUUAACAGAGUCAGCAGGCCGGAGGAGUCACUGCCAGGAGUUCGAUAUAUGCCAAGUUCACGAGGCACGGCUGCCAUCUAUGUCAUUUUGCAUGCUGUCUGCCCAAAGGAACUUUCAGAACAGGUGACGGGAAGAGGCGAGAGGGAUGUGGGGAGGUAAGCCAGGUCAGGCAUAGGAACAGGGAGGCGGCUGCAGAGAGAGAGGCAAAGGACUCCUCCGCCUCUUUUGUACUCCAGUUUCUUCCACCGCCCUCCUGAAAAUGUCUGUGGAUUCUCCCUUGUCUACUCCUUGUGAAUAUCUCUGACCUUUUAAUGGCUGCCUCAUGAGUGUACCAGGGCUCUGUUUUGUUUUGCUGACAACCCCUUUGGUUUUGCCCCCCAUUUCUUUCUUUCCAGGCAGUGUUUCAGAUGCAGUCGGUGAAAUGCCUCAAGUGCCAGGAAGAGAACCGGGUGGUACUCCCGUGCCAACACACUGUGCUGUGUGAAACGUGUGCUGAGGAGGGCGAAUGCCCCAUCUGCCAUCCCAACAGGCCACACACUCUCCAGUCGUGACCCUACUAGGACAUUUGGUUUAGCAUAUCACACAUAGAACUUUUUAACUUUAUAUAUAUAUAUAUAUAUAAAUAUAAUAUGAAUAUAUAUAUAUGAAUAUAUAUAUAUAUAUAUAUAUACAUAAAAACAAAAAUUAGUUGCAGAGCACUUUUUAAUACUUUGCAUCUCCCAUUUAAAGGUUUCCCCCCUCCCCAGUCCUGCUAAGUCUAACUGCUUAGGGACUUUUAUGGCUGUUUUUAUGUAGAUCAAAGGGCAGUUUGCAGAGUUUGUUUCCUCUCUUUCCCCUCCCCCUUUCCUAUUUAGGAUGUAACCCCUUUUUAGUCUUCUGAAUAAAGAUUUAGAGGGAAGGGGAAGAGGGGCUUGCAAGUGCUUUCCAGGGUGAGGACUGGAUCUGUGGGGAGAAGAGACACGGAAAUCAAAUUUCUGAUCAUGUCUUUGUCCUCCUUCUCUUGGCUCUUACUUCAUCAUCAUUUUCAUCUUUUUAAAGCAGCUGACAUGCUCUUAGCCUAACAACAAGAGAAUCCCCUUUGCAGUUCUUCCCCGUUGAGAGCUUCAGGCAUUCAGAACUCUUGUUGGCCUUCAGUAUGGGUGAGGAUCUUUGGAUAUCUGUUUGAAAAACAAGCAUUCGCUUUUUAAAAGUCUUUUUACACACUUGUAGGUUUCUACCAAAGCAACAAAAGGAGCAAAAUUUCAAACAAACCAGUGAUGGCAGGCCAGUAGUCACAAUAGUUUUACUCAAAGGCAUUACUUAUCAGUGGAACUUCGUAAAGAGGAAAAGUCAGAUUUGUUGGUCUGUAUUCUCUUGGCAAUUAGGAUGUGCUUCAGAGCUGUGGGUAAUGCAAAUGGAAGGCAUUCUAGGUGGCAGGUAGAGGUGGAAGUGUGAAAUGAUGAAGACCCUCUUUGGAAAAGCCUGUGUCUUUUCUGGUUGCUUGCUGGAGGUUAGGGCGGGGGUAUUCUUCCUAGGCUUUGUUUUCAUUGAUAAUUAAAUGGAGGUAGAUGGAACCUUUUAAACUUUUUUAGUCUGCCUAAUACAGGCUUGCAUAACUUGUGACCCACCAGUUAGGUAGGGUGGCCCUUUGGGACUAAAUCAGUUUCCUGUUUUUGUCUGCCUGCCUGGGACUGCAGAAAUGGGGUAUUGGUCAAGUAUCUGGCUAGAGGGUACAAUGUUCAGUUGGUCUACAUUUGGUCAGCUGAUGCCGUGUUACUCACCCUAAACCUAAUACUUGGUACUUCCUGAUGGGUAGAAACAAUAUGUCUCUUCCGCUGCUGUUCCCAUACCACGAAUGGUACUGUUACCAGCGUCGUGGUGUAACAUAUCCACCCUAUAGUUCAGACAAGGGUUGGUUUUUUGCUAUGAGUGUUAAGAAAAAAUCAUUCAGGUUUUUUAACAGAGCAAGCUCAUCUGUUUGCCCUGGACAGCACUUUGUGUUGCUAGCAUACAGUAAGUUGUGGUGCACCACCAUGAACUUGGGGAAUGUAGAAUGUGAUAGAGGAACGGGGGACAUUUUCAGAAGUUAACACUGUGUGUUUCUAUCUUGCUGCCAAAAAUUUGGAGUUGCAUACUGAAUUGAAGCAUGGAUUUCCUUCAGAUGUAAUUUCUGCAAAGUAAUAGCGGAGAUAUUGUGAGGAAGAAAUAAUUUUAAAUUCACAGCCAUGGGACACAAACAGAAUUUUGCAAAUGUUCAGGGACCCCAAUAUGAAAAUGUUUCCAGUGGGAAGAAAUAGAUUCACAAAAUGCAGAACUGGGAGCAGGCAAACAGAGAAUCCAAGAUAUUGGAAUAUCCUCUUUUGAAAGAUUAGCUAGCUGCUUAGGUGUCAAGUGGAGUUACGUUCCUAAUCCGCUUCACAUUCUUCUGAUUUAUAGUGAAUGCCACGAGGCCAUACUUAAAGCGCUGUUCGUAGGCAAGAAAAGAUGGGGUUGCCCAGAGUCCACAGUGUUUCACUUCUCAAAUACAUUCCUUUUCUUUCUGACUAGGGAAACCUUCUUACUCUUCUAUCUUACUCCUCACUAGUUUAGGUUUCCGGUGAAGCUCGCCUGUCUUCUUUGCAGGAGGAUAUCGUUGGUUGUGAUCUCUGUUUAGCUAUAGAUGAUCUGGGGACACCCAAGGCUUUCUAUAGUCUUAGGCUGCAUCUGGGAUCAGUUGUGUUUGGUCCAUUUGAAUUGUGUGCAGUCGAAUCUUUGUAGCCCAGAGGCUUGGGACUGGUCCCCAACAGAUGGGAACAUUCAUCAGGCAUGUAUGUGAUACACUUUUGCACAGCCCAGAGAGUAAUUCUGGAGUUGGUGGGGGCCUGAUCCUCCUGCCCUUCUGCUUUGGCAUUAAAAGCACCAAGCCAAAAAUGAGAGACGCUCCCAUGCAGACGUGCCCUUUCUACUGCUCUGCUCAUUCUUACGAAAGAUAGUCUAGUUGUUCCUUUGGGUUAGCAUCUCUGUUAACUCUGGGUCACCUUAGUGUAGCUGCAAAUGCCCUUAUUUGUCUGGGUACCUGCAGUAGACAACUUCCAUGAAGAUGGAGAAUAUUCUCCCAAAACGACCAUAAAGUCUGAGUCUAUAAAUGCAUUCCUCCUUAAUAUUGGGUGUGCACUUGCUAGAGAACUACUUAGACCAGAACCAUUUGUCAUGGACAGCAUUGACUACUAUUUAUAUUGCCCAUCUCUUACUGGGCACAGUGCAUCUAGCCUUGAGGGAUACAUUUCAUAGGUUAGGCUUUUUAUACAAAUAGACAGAAAUCUUUUUGGGUCCCAAGCAACCAGCAGCUGGAUUAUCGGAGCGAUCAUUAAUUUAUUUCUUGUGCUUUUGUGGGCCAGAAUGAAUAAGGUUUCCAAGCUCUGAGCAGAACUUAACUACACCUAUUAAAAAAGAAACUUACAGUGCAAUCCUAAGCAUGUUUACUCAGAAGUAAGCACCAUUGAAUGCAAUGGGGUUUGCCCCCUAGUAAAUGUGUUUAGGAUUGCAGCCUCCACUAAUAAUUUCCAUUGAGAUUAAAUUUGCACGCUUCCCAGAGUGCUUUACAAAUGGUGUUAACUCACUGAUUAUGUGUUAACCUUUGAUUAUGUGUGGUAGGCUUCCAGGAAUAUAUAUUGGGGCCUAAAUCCAACUGACUUUCAUUGAAAUUUGUGGUUUGGAAUAUUUUUUGUGUUAAGCUUGUAUCCAGUAAAUGUGUCGUCCUGCAGUUCCUGAGUGGUAGAACUCCCACUGCAGUUUGUUUUGACUUGUUCAGACAUUGCAACAGCCUGUAGGCAACAAAAAGCAACGGUCCAGUCCAGAAGGACUCUAAUCUGUCAUUUUGAACUGGGGAGUUUGUUUAACAUGUAAAAGUGUAAUAUUUAGAUUUAUAAUCUCACUCCCUUGCUCACCAGUCUCUGCUUCAUUUGCAGUAGUUGACCCACCUUUCCCCAACCUGGAAAAGCACUGGAAACUCUAAGUUAUCAUUCUUUUUCAUAAGGGUAAUCCAGCUACUCACUGUCAGGUUUUUCCUCUGGAGUAUUUUCAUAUUUAAUGCAAGUACAUCAUUAGAUUUGCUUCCACAAUUCCACCCUCCCAUAUUUGGGGGGCUAAUAUGCAUUCCCAGAUGAUCUCAAAGUGCAGCUCUGUUUAGGAUUUUUUUUUUUAAUUAACUUUUAUGUUUGGUAAAACUGCUUUUUUUCAAUGUGUAUAUUGUACUAGUAUCUGUUGUGUUUUUUUAAAAGAACACCUAAUUGGCUUCUUUCUUUUCUUUUUUGUAUGGAGAGACGCUGCUGGCUGACUCUUGUGGUUGUGUUCGUUUUUGGUUGUAGCCUUUGAAUGUCUGUGCCAUGGGGCUUACCUGGUCUCCAAGGCCAGCAAACAUGCCUCAGUCUUAAGGAAAGCUUGUUUGUUUAAAAUAUGUGAACAUUUUUAAAACAUACACACACAAAUUUAAAUUAUGGGGGAGUAAUAAUACUCUGCUGGAAAUAAAAUGUACUAAACUAUUUUGGUAACUAACUUAAAGAUCAUAGGAAAUAAACUCUUUGAAUCGGGUCUACAGUGUUUAUACAGAAUUGCAGCCAUUUUCAGGCUCUUUGGUGGUAACUGGUUUGUAACACUUAGUUUUGUAAACAUUGUGUUUUAUUGCUUCCUCUGCCUUUCUAUGUGAUUGUCCAUAGUGAGACGAUGAUUUUGUGGGGGGCGAUUUGUUUAGUCCUGAAUUGCCACAGCUUUGUGUAACUCCAACAGAAUCCUACAGAGGGUGUUAGAUGUGUCACUGGUCCCCUCAAGCGUAACUUAGAGGUAGUUUCUUUGUCCUGUUUUUAAGGCCUGGCAACUCUAUAGAAUCUUGCUGGUUAUCAGAUUCCUCUUUCCCACUCCCCACAACACCCCCUAGGCAAAUUGCUUUGCUGGUGCAGUGCAGGGGAGAAAUUAUACCAGAGGCAAAAGCCUGUUUACAUUUAGUGCCACAGCCCAAUCUGUCUGUUCUAUUGUGAAGGACCAAAGAAUCCAAAAUGGGAUUUAAAAAAUAAAUAAAUCUCCCAACCCCACAAAUUCCGGACUGCUCCCCAUCCAAUUAUGCUUUUUCCUCUACCUCGUCUCUGUCAGUAUAAUGCAUAGGCACGAGGACAUAGCAGCAGGCUGGUUUUAUCCACACCUGGGAAUCGUAGAAGCCCACGCUUCUCUAUCCCAUUCUUUAGCUCUUUUAAGACGCACUUUUUUUAGAAAAAAGAAAGCCUAGAUUUCUAUGAAUUUUAAUAUUGAAAUGAAAUACCUGAAAUGUGAAUGCGUUUGUUAGGUACCAAAUGGAAAAGCAAAACCAAUCUGUUUUGUAACUUUGGGUUAAGUUUCUGCAUAGGAAUUUUUUGUUUACCGGGAUAGGGUGGGAUGAACCAUGAAUGAGAGGAAAGAUGCAUAUUUUUUUUUAACCGAAAGCAAAUCUUGAUUGAGCUAGUAGUUGCUGAUUUGAAUAGUACCUGCUCAGCACUGGGGUUUUUUUUUAGGCCAAUGGGAUUAUGUGAUUGGGUUUUGCCUGAUGCUAAAGCUAUUAUUUGGUGCUAGAGUAAAUCAUCCUAAAUGGACAGCCCAAGGAGAUGUGCUUGGAUUGUGAAAGUUCACACACUUCUGAGCAGAAUGCCUCUUGUAUUCCCUCUCUGGCCUCUAUGCCAAGGCCUAUUGGGGGGGGGGUCAUUCCAAAAGUUUGGGGAGGACCUCCUAAUAUAACUAAUUUUACCAGCCAAGGGAAUAUUGUGGUUGCAAAAACCAGAGUAUUCAAAAAGGCUGGUAGACUUACCUUGAUUAGCAGCAGAGAACUAUCAGGUAGCUGAAGAAUUAGUAGAGAAGUAAGUGUUAAGAAUUAACCUGUAUAUGCUUCUUUUAAAACAAUUGGCUUUGUGGGGCUGAGGAAUUUCCACACAUUCGGGCAGAUGACCUAGUAAUCCUACAGCUCAGAGGUGCUGGGCUACGCUUCUCUACUGCCCAACUUCAGCAGAGGGGAAAACGGCACCUAACAAUUUAUUGUGGGGAAUUGCCUAUAUGCAGCACACAGGGUCUGUGUUUGCACGUAACACUUAAGUGAUGGCUCAGUGUUACAAGGCUAAGCUGCAGCCCUGCAGUCUCUGGUGCAUUCACACAGAGGACUUUGCAAGCUUUCACUUCCAUUUUAGACUAACCACAGAUUCUUGUGACAUUUAAAUCUGGAUAAACUGCAUUUAAUCUUAACUACAGAUAGUGAAAGCAACUUCAAACCAUGGUUUAUAAAGCUGCCUCUCUCCACCCCCAUAACCAUAGAUACAAUUAACCGCACUUUACGGUUUGGCUGUAAUGUUCAAGCAAAAGGUUCCAGUUUCCUCCUCGUUGCAGUGCUGGAGGUGGCAAGCAGAGCAAACAUACCCAAGGUUUCCUUCAGCUUGUCCUUCUAAUGCUAAACCAUCACUUAGCAUCACAUGUAAACAGAGCCAGAGACCCCACAGAAUUCUUCACAGGAAAAUUCCUUUUUCUUUUUAACUUUCCAUAAGUCUCCAAGCUUAACCUGAGCCACUUCAAGGGCUGCACAGCUCAGACAAAUGAAGAGAAUUUCCUUCCUUAGCAUGGAAGGACAUAAAGGACUCAACAGUUUAGUGCUGUCCCACUAGACAGACAGGACUUUCCCAUAUUGGUUCCGUCCCCAAAAGGGAAAAGUAUUUAUUACCAGUCUGGGGGGGGGGGGGUUCUCAUUUUUCCCUCCUUUUGAUUCCCCUCCGGGAUUAUAUCAGCCUUUAGAGCAAUGCAACCAGAAAGUAGAUGUUGCUGGCGAAAAGUAUUAUAAGUGAAGUAUUCCUGCAAAUUGGUGACUGUGGAUCAAAAGAUCUCUAUGGGGCUUCCCCACUCUGUAGCUUCCAAUGUUUGAAAGGAAAAAAAAUAUAUAAAUACAUUCUAUAUAAAUUCUUAAAAUUACACACUACAGUAUUUAUGGUGGCAAUUCUGAACCAGUCUCUCUCCUUGGAUUUUCCUAGGCAGGGGAGGGUGGAGGGUGGCUGGGACAGAGAGCUGCUCAAGUCUGUGUAGAAGUCAGCCAAAAGGUAAUAGGUGGUGUGUACAAUGUGGUGUUUGAUUCCAUUAUUAUAGACUGUAAUGCGGAACUGUGAUUUCAGCUGUUGUUCUUUCUCGUAUUCUGUAUAUAUGUGUGUUUGGCUGUCCAGAAACCUGGUUUUAGACACUCUUUCUUGGCAAAGUGGAUUUGCAUGUGGAGCUUAAAAAAAUGCAAUCUUGUGUCACAAUUUCCAAGGGCAGGAUGGAUUUUCUAGAAGACAAUAAAUUUUUUUAUUUUUUUGCUAAGAAAAAAAAAA